CUGUGAUGUAGCCACCCAGGGUGGGGUGGGGUGGUAGCGCCAGUAUACCAUUUUAAAACUCUUGCCAGAACCUGCUCCGUGGCACGCCUGACGGCCGGUCGAUUUCUUCCGCGUUCCCACCACCGCUCUUCUCAGGCUCCGCCCCCUUUCCCGCCAGUCGCCGCGAAACCAGGAAACUGGAUUGCAGCUGCGGACCGGCUGGGUGAGCAGCGCGCAGGCGCGAGCGGUCUGGUUCCUGACGCGCGCAGCGCGGUUGAAGCCAGAGUGAGUUGCUGAGGAGAGCAGGCGGCUACUUCUAUCUCCAGCAUGGCAGCUCUGCGCUAUGCGGGCCUGGAUGACACGGACAGUGAGGAUGAGCUGCCUCCGGGCUGGGAGGAGAGAACCACCAAGGACGGCUGGGUGUACUACGCCAAUCACACCGAGGAAAAGACCCAGUGGGAACAUCCGAAAACCGGGAAGAGAAAACGAGUUGCAGGAGACUUGCCGUAUGGAUGGGAGCAGGAGACCGACGAGAACGGACAAGUGUUUUUUGUUGACCACAUAAAUAAAAGAACUACCUACUUGGAUCCAAGAUUGGCAUUUACCGUGGAUGAUAAUCCGACCAAGCCGACCACCAGACAGAGAUACGACGGGAGCACCACCGCCAUGGAGAUACUGCAGGGCCGCGACUUCACGGGCAAGGUGGUCCUGGUUACUGGAGCCAAUUCAGGAAUAGGGUUCGAGACGGCCAAGUCCUUCGCCCUCCAUGGUGCGCACGUGAUCCUGGCCUGUAGGAACAUGAGCAGAGCCAGCGAGGCCGUGUCCCGCAUUCUGGAGGAAUGGCACAAAGCCAAGGUAGAAGCAAUGACCCUGGACCUGGCCGUGCUCCGUAGUGUGCAGCAUUUCGCUGAAGCAUUCAAGGCCAAGAAUGUGCCUCUUCAUAUACUUGUGUGUAACGCGGGGACUUUUGCUCUACCCUGGAGCCUCACGAAAGAUGGCCUGGAGACAACCUUCCAGGUGAACCACCUGGGACACUUCUAUCUUGUCCAACUCCUGCAGGACGUUUUGUGUCGCUCAGCCCCUGCCCGUGUCAUCGUGGUUUCUUCUGAGUCCCACAGAUUCACAGAUAUUAACGACUCCUCCGGGAAACUUGACCUCAGCCGCCUGUCUCUAUCGAGCAGUGACUACUGGGCCAUGCUGGCUUAUAACAGAUCCAAACUCUGCAAUAUCCUGUUCUCCAAUGAACUGCACCGUCUCCUCUCCCCACGUGGGGUCACGUCCAACGCACUGCACCCUGGAAACAUGAUGUUCUCAGCUAUCCAUCGCAACUCAUGGGUGUACAAACUGCUGUUCACCUUGGCCAGGCCAUUCACCAAAUCCAUGAGCACAUGACUGCCUCAUUGGAUGAAUCUUAUUUUUACCUUUGGCUUCUAUCAACCUGACCAUGACCUGUCAAGGAACCAACGGGCCAGUUGACUGCAAAUGAGUUUGCCUUUCAUGCCAUGUUGUUCUGUCCGCUCACAACGCAAAUGAUUCCAGGUCAUUCCAAUUUAUUUAAUUAAUUUCAGAGAUGAAAUUAUCCUGCCCAGUAACUCGAUUGCUAAUGGCAUUUAUUGUAAUGGUUCUGUUCAGGUUUGCUGGUUGGAAAAUAAACUCCUUCAUUUCAAUAUUUGCCUCUUGGCUACAGCCCAUAAGCUUGUCAUAUGCCAUGACCUCAUUACCACCACAGCUUAGUUGUAAGUUAAUGUACUCCUAGGUGUGUGUGUGUGUGUGUGUGUGAGAGAGAGAGAGAGAGAGAGAGAGAGAGAGAGAGAGAGAGAGAGAGAGACAGAGACAGAGACAGAGAGAGAGACAGAGAGACAGAGAGAGGGAGAGACAGAGAGAGAGGGAGAGACAGAGAGGGAGAGAGAAAGAAACAGAGAUAGAGUGAGAAAGACAGAUAGAGACAGAGAGAGGGAGAGACAGAGAGAGGGAGAGAGAAAGAAACAGAGAUAGAGAGAGAGACAUAGGGAGACAGAAAAAGAGAGAGGGAGAGACAGAGACAGAGAGAGGGAGAGAGAAAGAAACAGAGAUAGAGAGAGACAGAGACAGAGAGAGACAGAGAGACAGAGAGAGGCAGGCUUCUAUCUUAACUACCUCGCUGUUCUCCUCACUUAUCCUCUGAACUGCUAUUUCUAACAGAUGGAUUGACCAGCAUGGUAGAACCCAUACUUAUGGGCACUUGGAUCAUACACAUUUGAACUGAAUUUUUAAAAAGUGAACGUAGGGGGCGGGAUCCUGACCCACUAGAGCAGGGCUUUGAUUUGAGAUUUGUGCAGGUACACAACAUUUGUAACUGGAAGGGCUGGCCAGGGCUUGAGGUGGGACAAUGGGUGGGACAAUGGAGCCACUAAAGAAUCAGAGGCAGAAUUAAAAUCUGCACGUGACUAGCUUUCCAGCCAGUCGUGAACAGGUUCAUUUGUCAUAUCCUGGGUAUAUAAGGCUUAUUUCAGAAUAAAUUCUGGGGAGCGUUCAACCUGAUUGAAUCCGCUCUGAGCUCCUGUUAAUAUAUUUGUUCUAGUCAGUUACACUCAACAGCUGUUUAGACAGAAUAUCACUUUUCUGUCUUAUUCGCAGUAAUGCAAUCCCCCCUUUAAUCUCCUCGUGGUUUCCCAUUAAGUCAUGAUGCUCGCUUCAGAGAAGCUGAAUCAGUUUCAGAUUAACAGAUGAACUGUUGCUCGCAUCAUCUACAAUUGUGCGUCUACCUCGCGCCCGUCUCCUAAAUCACUCACUUGGCAAGUAGCAGGACACCUGGGCACUCCUGAGCGCUCCCUUCAAGAGCCCUCAUUAGGAGACAAAGCCACUAGUCUGCAAGGCAGCGAAAGGGAGUCAUUUGUGACAAAGAAGUGAGGCUACAUUUGUAGAAUCACUGCAAGUAAGCAUCAGGCCUAGGAGCGAAAGGAGAGUCCAGGGCAAUCCGCAUCAGGCAAACACCCGUUCCAUACCCUGUGGAGUACAUGUCAGCUAUUGAAUGUAUGAGAUGGACGGUCUUCAGUAGAUUUGUAUCUGACUAGGCAUUGUAAUAAAAGGCACAGUGGAUCAGAAAAUAAAUGAGAGAAUCAAGAGCUAAAAGGAAGAGGAGGGGAGAAUAAAAGAGGCAAGGAAAGACAGGGGAGGGAGGAGAGGAAAGAAAAAUGAAGCAAGGUCUGUUUCUUUAAUUCCAUAGCCACAGGGAAGCCAUCAAGACACAUCAUCCAUAAAUACUUGAGAUUGAAUGAAGUUGCCUCAUAUAAUUUUAAUCUUGAUUUCAAACAAAAGUUUCAAGUCUUUUUUUUUUUUUUUUCAGAGCUGAGGACCGAACCCAGGGCCUUGGGCUUGCUAGGCAAACGCUCUACCUCUGAGCUAAAUCCCCAACUGUUUCAAGUCUUUUAAAUGAUCUUAAAUGUUACCUUCUUUCUACCCUAAGCCCAAAAUAAUAAUGCCUGUAUAUGAUUACCUAAAUCCUCUUUUUGGACAUCCCGUUAGCGUCUCAGAGGAACAGAGCAGGCAUGAGCAUUUGGGAAACACAGACACCAAGCUUCAGGCUAGACCAGGAUCCAUAAGUGCAUCAGGGCUAGAUGGUGAACUUUGGGCUUUGGGUUCCCUAAGGUGUCUGCCAUUGCUAGGAAAUCCCAGGGCACAGUGAAUGCAACCACUGGUAACACAUCAGUAAAUUGUCAUGAGCAUGUGACAAUAAAACUUUAUUGAUAAAACAAGCAGUGAAAUGGAUUGGACAGGAGGAUGUGAUUUCCAGUUAGAGAGACCAGCCCCUUUCCACAAGGCAGCAACAGCAGGGAGAUGCUGAAAACCAGAUUGGAAGGGGUCCAGCCAUCCUCUCCUUCAUCCCGUCUCACUCCCUUUCUGGUGUGUUGCCUCCAGUUCCUUACGGAAGGAAAUGAAGUCAACGUAUCAUGUUGAUGGAGAUACUUACAUCAUUGUUGAUCGCAGCACUGUUCGCAAGGCUGAGGCUGUAGACAUAGCCAAAGUGUCCAUCACCAGAGGAAUGGGUGGUGCAGAUGCAUGAUGGGAUUUUUUUUCCCUGGCCAUACAGAUUUUCAUUUGGUGGACAAUGAACGUAGCUGGAGAUGGUCAUAUUAAGUGAAUUGUCAAUCUCAGGAAGACAAAUGUGGCGUGCUCUUCUCACUUAGAGAUCCAUAAAAUUUUGUAUUUACAGAUGACAAGAAGUGAGGCUGUCUAGGGGAACAAGGGGCACUACAAAGAGGCAGGAUAAAGAGUGUGUAAACCAGGUGCAGGGAGUUCUGCUCUGGGUAUACUUCUAUUAAUGUGUGCCUGAAAAUGGCCUUGUGUAAUUCAGUUUAGGGCAAUUAAAAGAUAUAACAAGGGUAGAAAGGUCACCAGGGGUGUCCUUCAAAGAUGCAGUCACUCCUCGUGCGGACUCCAAAAUCCGUAAGUAAAUGUGAUCUGUAGUUAAAGCUGAGCUUGCUUCACCUCUUUGCCCCCCAAAAGAUUGUCCUUGUAGCAUCUUUCUAAUGACGCCAUCUUGGCCUGUACGCUAACAUCUGACUUACAGGAAGCCAUCAGUUGGCACAAAAAUUAAUUUUGGGAUCCAGGAGAGGAGGAGACACCUCUGCACCUUCCACGGUGUCUGAAUCCUAAGUGCAGCUAAGCAGCUUACACAGUUAUUUUAAUAGCGAGCAGUGAAACAGUGUUUAUAUUCUGAUAGUUUUAUAAUCUAACUCCAUGUUGGAUGGUUACUGUCAUUGACAUGAAGGAAUCACCCCUCGGCUGACAAUCCUGUGUAAGAGAGGCAAUGGAGAGGGGCUGGAAUUCCACUAAUCUUAGACCAUUGGGAGGCAGGAAUGUUCUGCUUCUUGAUUAGAAAUGGCUGCUUAAGAAGGGCCCUGUGUGACUUCGAUUUUCAUUGUGUCAUACUUGUGCAUGCCUGUGUAUGCAAAUGGAGGCCAGAAGACCACCUUGGUCUUCUUCCACAAAGCAACCUUGUUUAUUUGAGGCAGAGUCUCUCAGGACAUUGGCACUGCUGGUUAAGGAGGAGAGUCAGCCGGUAAAUCAGCCAAAUCUGCCUCUGCCUCCCCAACACUGGGAUGAUAAGCCUGAGCCACCAGCCUACAGUUUUUAGUGGAUACCUCUGGUCUCCAUGCCUGUGAAGCAAGUACCCUAAGGACUGAGCCAUCUUUCCGGACAAGUGGAAGAAGAUUUUUUUUCCCAUGAUGUCAUUACUUUCUCAUGUAAGAAAGCGGGUUUCAAAUGAAUCGGUGGGUCUUUCAUUCAUUCCUCCAUUCAUUCACACAUCAGUUAUUUCUUCCUGCAUUUUCUUCCUUCUCCUCUUUUCUUCCAUUUUAACAGGCCUUACUCGUUUUUUGUGUGGUGAAGCCAAUAGGUCAAAGAUGACUGACAGGAAAAUAUGGUUUGUUCCACACACAGUUCUACACACAGACCAAGCAUCCUUUCAAGCCACAAGAGCCACACAGGAAAAUACAGAAGGAAGCUGUGACAAGGCAGAGCAGGCAGACUUAGGUUUGGGCCAUGUCGCUGGUCUCUGGGAUACAGGGCUUGCUAUGUGGUUGGUUAGUACCUGGCCAUAGGCUGAAAGGGUGGAUGGAUGAACAGUGGGCUGAAUGUGAGAGCCCUGUAGAAGAGCUGGAUGGCUCCCUUGGUAAAACCCUGAAUGAGAACUGGCUUGCAUCUGGAAGGUGCCCUCAUGGGUAAUUUAUUUGCCAUGUCUAGGAACUGACUGAGGUCCCAGUAAAGAAGGGAGAUGUGACUGUGAGCUUGGGCGAUGCUUUAGGAGAGUUAGACUGCCCCCAGUAGAGAGAGGGGAAGAAAGUGGCCAACAAAAGGAGCUCCAACUUAACCUUGGACAGAAAGUGGUUUCCUAUGGUUCAGGUGAAUGUGGGAGCAGGGAUCAGGGAAGAAGAGAAGGGUGGACAGAAACAGCUAAGACCUUGAAAUCUAGCACGCUGACUUGGUGGUCCUUACUAGUGUUGUUGAGUAUGGCUGUAUCUUGACAUUGUUUACUUGUUUAUGUUUUUCCUACUGCUGUGAUAAAAUUAGGGACACAGUAACUUAGGGGGACCAGGUUUAUUCUGACUCACGGUUCCAAGGGUAGAAUCCAUUAGGACAAGAGUUUGAAGUGGCUGGUCACGUGGCAUCCAGAAUCAGGAAGCAGAGGCAGAUGGGUGAAUGCUAUGGCACCCAGCUCUUUCUCCGUUUUCCUUUUACACACUUCAGGAUUACACUUAGGGAAUGAUACUGCCCACAGUGGGCAGGACAUUUUCCUAUUACACACUUCAGGAUUACACUUAGGGAAUGAUACCGCCCACAGUGGGCAGGACAUUUUCCUUUUACACACUUCAGGAUUACACUUAGGGAAUGAUACCGCCCACAGUGGGCAGGACUUCUGACCUCAAUGAACACAAUGAAGACCAUUCCCCAUAGAUACUCAUCUCUGAGGUUAUUUACGUCCUCAAAUUAGCAACAAUAACUACCACAGGCUCCUGUGGCUAUGUGGAGAACUCUCACCUGACUGAAAUUGAAACGCAGGAGUUUGAGAGUUUCAGUUUCCCCUUAACUUAGCUGAAAUUAGUUUAGCUUACAGUGAGGCAUCUGGAGAGGUGGAGUCCAGUAACCUCCAGGAGGACUUUGAGGAGUUGGGAGUUUUUUUCUCUCAGGAUAUCUGAGAAGCAUUGUUUAGGAAGACAAUGGAUCUCAGUUUGAAUCAUUUUGUAGCAUCUUCUUGCUACACUGUAGGAAAGCUAUGGAGGUGUGUUACUCCAGGCUUUUGCAGCAGAGGAGGUGAGAGGACCUGACCAGCAGAUGGGAGAAGAAGAUAGGGAUUCUUGGGGCUCUCAGUGCCGAUUCCAUAAACCCGAUAAGCUGAAGUAGCUUUGGUUGAUGGGUUCGCAGCCAUAGUAUGUGCAUAAGUAAGGCUGGGUAUAAGCCAAGAUGGACUGUAUGUAGAAUGUAUGUGUACCUCAUACGUGAGCUUUCCCACCCAGAAUAUUCUUGUGUGCCCCUCUAAUAAAGCCAUCUCAUCCUGCACACCACUGUCUGAUUUAUGCAAAGCCAUCUGCUUCCAUGCAAGUUUUAUUCGGGAUCCAGGAGUGGAGACGCACAUGCACACCUGUCUCUGAACAAAACACUUCCAAGACAAUCUUGUUUGGUCUUUCAAACCAUAAUGUCAAGAGAGACUGCCGGGGUGACAGAGGGCAAUCCACACAUGGUGCCCGGGGACUAGAUUACUAAUCCUUCUGUGCCUGUGAAUCACACUGGGACGCUUGGCUCCCAGAAAUCCCCGUGCUCACCCGGAGCGCCUGACUCUGCACUGUGACCCUGUGCUUUCUGAUGAUGAGGUAGGGGAGAGAGGAGACAGGAGAGCAACGUGGCCCCAGAGACAUCCUCUCAUAGAAACCACACUUCUUAUCAAAGCCCUAAUUUUUGCUGAGUAAGCACCUCCUCCCCACCAAGCAGACUGACCAGGAAUAAAGGGGACCCAUAAAGUAGCUUGUGGCUCUCUUGACAUUUUAGGUCCCUGGGGGAAGGGAGACAUCAGUAGGGAUGAAGGAGACUUAUGAAGAGAACCUUUCCUGGCCUUUCUGUUUCCUGUUUUCUCUCCCCUCACCUUUAGUGCUCAUAUGAGUUGCUCUAAGUUGGUUUAGGACAAGAUCCUGCUAUGCAGCCAUGGCCAACAUCAAACUGUCCUCAAUCCCCCUGCCUCCCCUCCCCUAUGCCAGGCUUGCAGGUGUGGACCACUCUGCCUAAGCCCUCCUUUCCCCCAUUGAAUAACUUUUAAUUACAGGCAUACUUAUUACUAUAAAUUGGAAGAAGAAGACGAAGAAAAAAAAAACAACAAUCCUGUGGUUUGUUGGACCUCCGUGGAGACAUGCACAGUUCUAAAAUUAAAUGUGCUCUCCUACACCGUCUGGGGAAGGAGGCAUUUUUCAGGCAAACCAUAAGAAAGGAAAGCUAAUCUCUCGCAUCCGCUUGCCCACAUCUCGAUACGCUUGUCUUUAGAAUUACACACUGGCACAUUACUGUUGAAUGGUAGGAAGGCAGUGGCAGAUAGCAGGGGAAAGCAGAUGUCUGGACCUACGACCUCAGGAAAAUGACCUUGCAUUGCACCUCAGUUUAUUCACCUGAAAAAUGGGGUCAGCAGCACUGCCUGCACUUCCGAAGCUCCUUCGUGCCUUUAGGAAGAUAACGUGGAGACGGGCCUUUUACACAUACACCCCACCACAUUCAUGCCAUUUAUCUUAUUAUCAGUUUUACUAUCAUUGCUCUUGCCCCCCAGCAGGGCAAACUUUCCUCUUCGGGCUAAGAACACCCCCUCCCGUAAUUCUAGAGCACUUUCGUACAAGGCAAUUGUACGAGGAACUGGAGCCAGCUCUUGCUUCUUUGAGUUCAACUGUGGAGGCCACAGGAGGCCUCUUCUGAGAGAUGCCAAAAGGAGAAAAAUGGAGAUGCCAGCAUCCACAAACGUUAUCCCCGUCCCUGCAGAAUCGUGACAUCUCUGAUCCCUCCAGCGUUGACUGCGGGAUAUUUAUUAUUCAGCGAUAAUAAUAAAUCGCCCCUUAUAAAAUCCAGGGAAUCGAGUGUCGCGGAGGGGAGGAAGGGGAGAGCCGUGAGAGUCAGAGGUCCAGCCAGGCCCAGGCUAUUAAUCACCGCCCUCCAUUAUUUCUCGAAGAUUCAUUCAUUGUUCCAUGGGUACCUAGAGGGUCAAUUAGAGACCACAGACAGGCUUUUGCAAAGACACAGGAGGGUCAAUUAGACCCGCCUUAUAGUUUUCUGCUUUACCAGCAAGUGCCAGCCCAUUGCACAUCAGACUCCGGGAGCUCGGAAAUAAACAUGGUGUUUCCCUCCCCCCCUCCUUCAGAGAGAAGGAAGAACCGGACAAGGAGAAACGAAUGAGGGUAGUAACCGCCCCGUCACACGGGGCUCACAGGCAGUCAGGCUGUGGGUCCGUGGGAGCCAAAGGGAUUCGGUGACCAACUCAGACUUGUGAGGAGCAAAGUUCUUGUGGGGUCAGAGGCUCAGGAAUGGUCAGGGAGCUUCCAUGAUAGAAAGCUCUCGUCCCUUAUCCGAGGUGGCUCAUUUAUCUUAGGUGCCAUCUUAACCGUGCAGGCUUGAGGGCCCAAUUAUAAGCCAUAGCAAACAAUAGAAAGAGGACCCGAACCCAUGAUGAUUUGAGCCGGGAGAGACUGGCCUGACCUGGGCCUGAGUCUCUGUGCCCGCCAUAGCCGCUGUUCGCGUUUAGGAAGAAUUUGCCCAAUGUCAUACACGUAUUGUUUUGCACUAUUUUCUUAGGGUUCUCCCUGAGAUUGGCAGCACAUUUACGUCUCGCCACUGAUUACAAUAAAACAAAAGAGAGAGAUCGUUCCCAGUAAGGAGGAGAUGAAGGGCUAGGCCUGCAUCUUGGAGGUAGAGCAUGUGGUUAGCAUGUGUGAGGUACUGGGUUUGACUCCACAAUACAAAAAGAAGGGCAGGGAGAACAUGGAAGAGAGAGGAUCCCCGGCCAGCACCCCCAUCUACUGCUUUUCCACGUAGAAGAUUACACAUUGGCUCUGCCCAUUCCUAAACGUUCAGUCUUGUUAACAGAGUGAAGGAGCUGUUCAACAUCACUACCACAACACUCCUCCUCUUCCUCCUCCUCUUCCUCCUCCUCCUCUUCCUCCUCCUCCUCUUCCUCCUCCUCCUCCUCUUCCUCCUCCUCCUCCUCUUCCUCCUCUUCCUCUUCCUCCUCUUCCUCUUCCUCCUCUUCCUCCUCCUCCUCUUCCUCCUCUUCCUCUUCCUCCUCUUCCUCUUCCUCCUCUUCCUCCUCCUCCUCUUCCUCCUCCUCCUCUUCCUCCUCCUCUUCCUCCUCCUCCUCUUGCUCCUCCUCUUCCUCCUCCUCCUCUUCCUCCUCUUCCUCCUCCUCUUCCUCCUCUUCCUCUUCCUCCUCUUCCUCUUCCUCCUCUUCCUCUUCCUCCUCUUCCUCCUCCUCCUCUUCCUCCUCUUCCUCUUCCUCCUCCUCUUCCUCCUCCUCCUCUUCCUCCUCCUCCUCUUCCUCCUCUUGCUCCUCCUCUUUCUCCUCCUCCUCUUCCUCCUCCUCCUCUUCCUCCUCUUGCUCCUCCUCUUCCUCCUCCUCCUCUUCCUCCUCCUCCUCUUCCUCCUCUUGCUCCUCCUCUUCCUCCUCCUCCUCUUCCUCCUCCUCCUCUUCCUCCUCCUCUUCUUCCUCUUCUUCUUCCUCCUCUUCCUCCUCCUCCUCUUCCUCCUCACCACCACCAUCAUCAUCACCCUCAUUUUGACCUUGAGGUCCUCUUGUUCUGAUGCACCUUCACACAGGAUCUUGAAGUAAAAGAGAAACACUCUUCACAUAUGAGCCACCAGUACCAGCUUUAGUGAUUUCCCCACCUCCAUGCCCCACCCUCCCCGCCCUCCAGGGUGUCAGUCACUGCUUCUUGCCUCUCUGGUUUAAAAGUCACUCAGUGCCUUGCAGCAGCACUGUUGCAGGAGAUGGGGAUCCAAUACAAAACGAAAGAAGUGAAUCUCAGUGUUCAACAUUCGUGGAAUGUGGGAGCCCUUUGCAUGCUGGGCCUGCUACACAGGAGUCAUUUGUCAGGAAUGGAUCUCCAGGAAGGCUAUUGAGGACUUCAGUUGAACAGUCUAAUCUGGUGACAAAUGGAGCCAUGGCCCAAAUUUCCAAACUGCCCUCCCCCUUCAUCACUGAGACACACGUGUAUAUUUCUCUAGGACAGUGAUUUGGAAAAGGCUGCGCACACAGUAUGCCCACCAUAAGUGCUUGUUGACUCAGGGAGUCAAUAUGGCCUGUAUGACCUCCAUUCCUGACCUCGGUGAUGUUCUUCUCCUGCAGCUGCAUUGACCCCAGGCUGCUGCCCCUGGACCACCUUCUGAUCUCUGAAUAACGGGCAAAGUGAUGCCCCAUGCCUUGGGUUCUCCGUCUCCUAGCUUUACAUUCUGUAUCUAUGGGCAGAGAAGAAUCUUAACGUCUGCCGCCAUGUUCUCCCAGCUCCUUCCCCACUGCUUCUCCCUCUCCUUCUAAAACCUCUGUUCCUGCCUCCCUUCAUUCUCGUCCAAUGACAGGCCUUGUUUUAGCUUGUCUGCCUUCAACUGCAUAAUGACAUCAACUGACGCCCAGAUGGUCAUGAUUUCUGGCUCUCAGAGGACUUUUACUUGACCUACGAAAGAAUCUUUCACAAUGUAUUGUUACUGUUUGUGUGUAUAUGAUGUGGGGUAAGGAAGACCAUGGGAGCGGCAAGGCCAACAAAAACAGGCUUGGGUGGCAAAUUUGUUAUGGCUGCCCAGAUUUUUCUAAGGGAAAUGAAUGAAUUGCUAGUAUCUUAGACUUUAUAACAAAACUAGGAAUCCCUUCAUCUCUUAAAAAAGGCCUGAUGUAAUGUAGCUGACCUUUUAGUCUGGUACUGGUUGGGUGGGCUUGAGCAGCCUCUGCCCCUGUCUAGCCAGACAUGUGCCUUCUGGUUUUCUAUUCCAUGUCAGACCCACUUCCCUCUUUUUACAGUCUGUGUGACCUCUUGGCAGGAUAAUGUGUCAUAGUCUGUAAGUGUUCCUACUCACGGCAAGCUGUAACCACCUCUUCUAGGCUCUCGGCACACCAGCCUCCAAUUCACUGAGGUGACUUCUGCCUCAAACACCUUUUUCUGGGCUCAACCUGUGUAUACCUUGAACGUCUAGGACUUUGUAUGGAUCUGUGCAUCCCUCUGCCUGGAAUGUUCUAUCCAUAACUAGCUGUAGUUCUUCCAAAGACUUGCUGGACCUAUACUUCCUUCCUUCCUUCCUUCCUUCCUCUUCCUCCUCUUCCUCUUCCUCUUCCUCUCCCUCCUCUUCCUCCUCCUCCUCUUCCUCUUCUUCCUCCUCUUCCUUCUUUCCCUUUUCUUCUUCCUCCUCCCCCUCCUCUUCCGCUUCUUUCUCCUACUCCUCUUCCUCUUCCUCUUUUUCCUUCUCCUCUUCCUUCUCUUCCUCCUUCUAUCCUCCUCUUCCUCCUCUUCCUCCUCUUCCUUCUUUCCCUUUUCUUCUUCCUCCUCCUCCUCUUCAUCCUAUUCCUCCUCUUCCUUCUUUCCCUUUUCUUCUUCCUCCUCCCCUCUUCCCCCUCCUCUUCCUCUUCUUUCUCCUACUCCUCUUCCUCUUCCUCUUUUUCCUUCUCUUCCUUCUCUCCCUCCUUCUAUCCUCCUCUUCCUCCUCUUCCUUCUCUCCCUUUUCCUCCUCCUCCUCCUCCAGACUCAGCCAGGCAGGUUGCCAUCCUCUGUUGUCCCCACAAUACCCUCUCCAGCCACAGGGCUACUGUGAUAGCUGUUUACUAACCUGCUGGGCAUCACAUACUGCUACCCUAAGGUAAAAAGCCAUUCUGCUCAUGGUCAUAUCCUAAACAUGUGUGUGACAAGAGAUACAGUUGAGUCUGUCGGGAGCCCAGCAUGGGUGAAAGAAAGUGGUGGAGGAGUCAGGAGAUAGACACCUGGCACCUCCCAAGUCCUAGCGUAUGUACAUCCUCCCUUCAUGGUAAAGAUCAUCAGCAGUGACUUUUAAGAAUAUUGUGACAUCUGAUGUAAUAAGGGGACUGGACUGUUUUGCAAGCUUCCCUCUGUCCUCAGCAAAGAAGGACGGCACCCGCUAAGCUGUUGAGAAUAGUGAGAGUAAAUGGGACCUGAGGCCAGCGCCAAGGCCACAUGUAGCUAAGACACCAACACAAUUGGGGGUGGGCGUCAGGAGCAGCGUCUUCCACUGGGGAAGACAUCCUCCAGACAAUGAAUGAGUGGGAAUGACUUCACCUACUUCCCCUUCCUCACGAGGAUUCCUGCAUCACCUUGGAUCUAGAAACAUGUGUCACACGUGUCACACGUGUCAGGAAGCAAGGGCUCUGGGAGCAGUGUGGUCAGCAAAUGGACACUGGCAUAAUUCAUCAUGUGUGUCUGUUUUGUGUAUUCCACGAAGAUUUCCCUUUUCUUCCUUUUUGGAUCCUUCUCCUUGAGGGAAAGCCACUUCUGCCAUGAGCUCCUCAAUAGAGUGUUCUGCCUAAUGACGUUAGCCAUAUGGAUAUGGACAGGAAGGCUCUCUGCCCAUCCAUCUCACAGAACGCAAGGUCCCACCCGACCUGCUCUCCACCCUCGGUGUCUCAUGUGACUCACUGUCCGAUGCAGAAAGUCCAGUUCCCAGCUUCCUCUCCAUUUUUCUGUUUUGUCUGAAAUAACUUAGAUCUCAGGAGUUUGCUGCUGUUACUUUGCUUCAGAAAAAUGAUUAAGCUGUGGUCUUUUUUUGUGUGUGUAUAAUUUGGUUAUGAGGAGACAUUUACAAAGCCGUUCUUCCCUUCCCUUCUCUCUGUAGUUUGAUAGAUUACAUGAGGAGGGAUGAUAUUUUUAUGUACAAAUAUCCAUUGCAGAGCUUUUCUGUACAUAGUAACGUAGAAGAAAGCACAUUCUUUUCGAAGCCUAAAUGCUCAAUGCUGUUGGGCUAUGAGGAUGUCCCCACUUGAUUGGCAUAGGAAAGGAAUGUCACUAGCUACUCCUGGCCUGAACUCCCUCCUGGCCAGCCUCUCACCACUGACAUGGAAACCGACAGUGAUAAGUAUUGUUUUGCAACCAAUGUUUUCUAAGUAAAAGGAACAGAGCUGUGGUGAUUGGGGUAUGGGGUCAAGAGUUUUAUGCUCUGCAGGUUCAGUGAUUGUGAAAGCUAAUAAAGAUAAAAAAUUAAAAGCAAAAGAGACGUUCUACUUAGGGUUCUUUAAGCUGGAGUUCUUGCUGCUCUGUUUGUGCGUCAUCACUGUGCAGCAAAUCAGCACAUACUCGACAACUCCAGCCCCUACUCACUCACUGGCUGCAGUUCUGUAGGUCGAAAGCAGGGACUCGUUUAGCUGCUUUAUCAUCUCUGAAGCUCAUGAGGACCAUAAGGUGUCAGCUGGAGCUGCACUCCUUUCUGCCGACACUGGAGGGAAAUCCACUGCCACAUUCGUCCAAGGUGUUGGUAGGAUUUAGUUCCUUAAAGCUGCAAGACUGGGGCUUGAGGUUCCUCUUUUGUCAUAGCAGGUGGCUGCCUUCUGCUACUGGAGGCCACCACCCAUAUCCCCUGACACUCCAGGAAAAGCAACAGAGACUCAUAGAUGGAGUCCCUUUAAUGUAUGAUUCUACCUUUUGGGUUGAAUCCCCCUCACUUUCUCAACGCUGCUGUCUGAACACAAAUAGAAGGACUUACAUGAUUUGGACAUAGGGUUUGGAAAAUCUAUUUAGAACAAUGCACUGACAGAUCAAUGCCUGGGAGAACCUAUGUGUACAUCAUGGACUGGGUGUCCUGGAACCAUAGAGUUUCACCCGCAAAAGCUAUGUGUGUUUGUAUCUGUGUGUGCAUGUGCAUGUGUGUAGUGUCUGUGUGUAUGUGUGUGUGUGUGUGUGUGUGUGGUAUGUGUUGUGUAUGCGUGUGCAUAUACAGGUGUGUACAUGUGUGUUUGUUGUGUGUAGUGUGUAUAUAUCUGUGUGUAUCCUGUGUGUACUGUGUCCAUGUCUGUUGUGUGUAAUGUGUGUAUAUCGUAUGUGUGUGUAUGUGUGUGUGUGUGGGUGUGUAUGUGUUCACUUUGUGGAGGUGUGCAGGAGCAUGUAUGUGCAUGUGUCUGUGAUAGCCAGAGGAAAGUUUUUGAUGUUCUUCCUCAGGAGCCGGCCACCUUGAAUUUUGAGGUGAGAUCUAGUACCCCGAUCUCUUUGUUUGUGGUCACCAGCCAUCCUCAAGCCCUCUCCUGUUUCCACCUCCUCAGUGCUGGAAUUACAGGUGGGCACCACCAUGCCUGGGACCUAACUCAGGCCUCGAUGCUUACCAGGCAAACACUCUACUGACCAACACACCUCCUCCUCAUCCCUGACUUAAUUUUAAAUAACAAAGCAAAGACUGGCAUUUCAGAGACGGGAAAUGAAGGAGGUUUUUAUACUUGAAGAUGAUGCCCUGUAAGGGAACUUAGGGAAAGCACCCAAAUGUAGUCAGAGGCCCAAUAGUGUGAAGACCUUCAGUUGUGCAGCACACGUGUGACCCCACCUGAAAAAGCAGAAAAGCACGCAGGGAAAGGAAAGGUGAGUGUAUGGCCACGAGCUGGGACCACUGAGUAAGUGGAUGUCACUUGCUAGCUCUGUGGUGGCAGAGAUAGGCUUUCCACAGAUGCCCUCCUGUCUUCCUUUUCUGCUGUGCUGGCUAGGCAUGGAGCAGUGUGAGGAAGGAGGUAAAAUGAGCCCCACAGAGACUUGGCAUCUGACCUCUACCAUGUCACCCUUGCACAGUGCUCUUCUGAGAUAUGACUUCAUCUCAACCCCUCCCCCCACAAUUACGCUUGAACUCCCAGUGCAGCCAUGUGACAUCGGUGUCGGAACUGGCAGGUUCAUCCCACACCAGUUCAUUCACACCCAGGAAUGGAGGUGCCUUUCCUUUGUUCUAUUCCAAUAGAGGACCAGCCAGGCCUGGAAGGAGUGCUCGAGGAGGGAAGUACUCCAGGGAGGGAGGGAGUCCUCCAGGGAGGGAGUACUUGAGGCAUCUAAAGUACUUGAGAGUGAGUCUGAGCUUGGAAACUCAUCGGGCUAGGUGUGUCUAUCCCCAUGGGACCCAAGGCCGCAUGACCAAGGAGAGCAGUGAACCCAGCCCCACACAAAAACCUAAGCUUACUUAAAACAUGUGAUAGUUCUGCAGUUUGCUCUGCAAACUGAUGGCACAAUUCUGGACUGAGAUCUUCACAGAUUAAUGGCUUUUUGCAAUGUCAAAAGGUCUGCCCAGGCAUUCCAGUCACGCCCAUUGGCUCAGGGAAGACCAUGUGGAGGGAAGCUGACUCUUUAGUAUCCUAACACAAGAGCAGGAACCUGGCCUGGCCUUAGAGUCCUCCCAUUUAAAGCCUCUCACAACAUGAGAGAGUCCCCAGACAAGGAACCACAAUUGGUUAAUUACAGGAAGACAACCUCACACACUCAGUGGCUCCUCUUGCUUCUCACCCUACCACACACCACCAAAUCCUUCAGAAGAGGAUUACAGAUGUUUUCUCCACCCCCCUAUUCCUCCCUCUAUCUCUCUUUCUUUGCACCCUCUGCACUCCACACUUCAAGCUAAAUAUAAUGUAUCUGAUUUCCCAUCAUACAUACUAAUCAGGAUUGAAAGUUGUCUUCUGGGGCUUUAAAAAGCUAGCCAAGAGCGGUGCGAUUUCUCCAAAAGGAUGUCUGCAAUCAAGAUGAUUACAUGGGAAAAUAAAUCAUAAUUUAUAUUGCUGAAAAUGUCAUUUGCAAAAAAAAAAAAAAAACACUCUGACAAUGCCUCCCUCGGUCUACUUCUCUGUGUGGGAUAAACGCUGCCCUUUUACAUCUCUCCCUCUUUCCUUAUUUAUUUAUUUCCUUUUAACGAUCUGAAUACCUCAGAAGCAACUGCCGUUUUGGGGAGGCAGGAGGUUGUUGGGGAAUACAACUGACAAGCUGGAAAGACCUAAAUUGAACAAUAUGAGAGAGUGCAAGGAUGUUCUGCAUUCAGGAUGCACGUGCGUACACGCCGACAUCUUCCUGUUGAAAAGGAACUCCCAGCCAGACUCUGAAACCAAAGGCUCUCAUCCGCCCACAUGCCUUUAAGUCAGUGAGCACACACACCAAGUUAUCUAAGAGAAUCGAUCAGUGAUGAGACUUGCUAGUCUCUCUUGGAAUUAAAAACUAGCUCCAGUUUUACCCUGGUUGACAAACAUCAGGUGAACGAACACCCAUAGUUAACACUCGAGGCUGACUAAAAGUGGCCUCCGACUCUCACCCCUCUCCAUCACGGGACUACCCUUGCACCUUGGAGUUAACAUCUUCCCGUAAAGAACCCUCCAACCUUCACCCCUCGGUGGUCCUGACCAACAGAGCUCUUUCACACACUCUGCUCAAAACCUGUCUAAAGCUGUGGUGUGAACAAGCCUACCAGGUAGCGCAGGCAACAACCAAGGCUUAAAAGUGGAGUUGCCUCGCCGCAGCCUGCUAAGCUCUCGUUGCAGACCUGGUGGAACCAGAGGCUAAACAGGGUAGUCGUUGUUUUACAUUUGGGGGUCAUUUCUUAUACAGUAGAAGUUAGUAAAGACGCAAGGAGGGAGCAAGGGAACGGGGAGCAAGAAGACAACUGCUUCUUCCUCAUUACGGUAUUCAACUGGACCCUUUGCAAACACCCCGUGAAACUCUCAGGCAUGUUGACAUCAGAUGUCUUCCUUUAUUGCCAUCCACCUUAGUUGGGGGUCUUACGCUGAGCAUGGGACCUAGGCUGGCUGAUUCAGAAGUUCCAGGGAAUCCCCCUGUCUUUGUUUCUUCUGCGAUGAGACUGCAGCCAUACUCUGCCCCGUCGGGCUAGGAAGCUGGUCCUGGUGUUCUAAACUGAGGUCCUUACACACAUAAAGCAAGAACCUUACCUGCGGAGCCACCCCCCACCCAAGAUCGUAGGCCAUUCCAAGCAUCAAAGGAAACCCUCGGUGCCAGAGCCCUCAGUCCUUAUAGACUUUGGGGGCAGGUAAAUGCUCUAAAGCAGGAGAGGGGUGAGCUCUGCCUGCCUGGGCUCUGUUGACUUCCUCUCCCACGACUUCCGGGACAUGAGCCCCAAUAGGACAGGCAAUAAAUGGAGGUGAGGGAGUCGUGACCCCAAAGUGGAUCUUCCUACUUCCUCCUGUGUUCCUGUUGGGGGGGUAGAGAUGGCAGUGAGUGGGCACCGACCAGAUGAGGAAGGUGACAAUUGCUGUCUUCUUGUUACCUUAUAUUCAUCCACUGGAGAAGGCAGAGCUGUAGACGGUUUCCACUGGGGGGCUGAAUGGAAGGGAGAGGGGGAGGAACAGCACAGAGAGUGAGUAGGAUGGUAACUCUACCAGCGUUGACACAGCUCAGACGCACACUUACUAUGGGCUACCCAUGUGCCAGGCUCAUGGGUAAAACGAUGCAUUAUCUCAUGAUCCUACACCAUGAAGAAGACACCAGGCUCACAGUGGGCUGCUGAUUAUCCUCGACAUGACAGCCAUGUGGGUGAAGAUCCUGGCUGGAGUUCUUAUCACCUCCUGGUCCUUCAUAAAGGCUCUACCAGCCACAGGAGGUGUUCUACACCAGGGAGAUGGGCCCAUCCUGUUAUGAGAGCCUCCAAGGCUCAUUGCUGUCUCCCACCCAUGCACACAAAAGGUUUAUCUGAUACACAUAUUACAUAGGAAUGAAAUGAGUGUUCCCACCAGCUCCGGAAAGUUCCACCUGACCCAAGCCAACUUAAUCUUCGUUUAAAAAAAAAAAAAAAGAAGAGGAGAGGAGAGGAGAGGAGAGGAAAGGAAAGAAAAAACAGGACCAACAAAAUCCUGCAGGAUUUACCACCCAAGCCUCCAGCAGGGCAGCCUCUGCCAGGCCCUAUAACCAGGCCUAAGUAACCCUGAGACCAGCCUGCAGUCCAUCCUACUUCAGAUGAAACACGAAUGAACCAACUGCCCUGUUCCCAGUGGCUCAUGGUGUGUGUGGGAGUGUGCAUGAGGUUAAUUCUUCAUUGUAUUUAAUGGGACAUGAACUGCCCCAUUCAAUCUUAGGCACUACAGAGCUAGUAUGGUAAAAGCUCUCAGAUGCAAGGUGCAUGGUGGGACUUAAAUCUUUCAGAAUUACUUUAAUAUCCCCAAAUUAAUAUUUUGUUAUGGUUUUAACUCUAUUUUUAUUAAUUCUUUGAGAAUUUCAUGCACAUAAGCAACGUAUUUUAAUCGUGUUCAUCCUCCCAUUUCUCCACCAACUCCUUUCAGAUCCCCCCAGUUUAUGUCCUCUUUUUCUUUUUUUCUGUUAUAACUCACCGAGUUCAAUUUGUGCUGCCCAUAUACUCACGGGGGUGGGCCCAUGUGAUGGAUAGUUUUAAUUAUCAACUUGACACAACUUAGAAUCACCUGGGAAGAGAGUUUCAGUGAGGGAUUAUCUGCAUUGAGUUAGUUUGUGGGCAUGUCUGUGGGGGACUAUCUUAAUUAAGUUAGCUGAUGUGUGAAGACCAAGUCCACUGUGGGCAACAACAUUCCCUAGGCAGAAGGUUCUUAAUUGUAUAAAGAGUGGAGAAAUUGAACUGAGCACAAGCAAGCAAGAGAGAGUACAUGCCUGCCCCCCCCCCUCUGUUCCUGACUAUGGAUAUGGUGUGACCAGUUGUUUAAGGUUCCUAACACCUUGACUUCCCUGUUAUUACGGACUGUAACCUGGAACUGUGAGCUAGGGUAAAACCUUUCUCCUGUUUGUUCUUUUGUGGUAGUAUUUCAUCACAGCUGCAGGGAUGACACUAGAACAAUUACUUUCUAUUAUAGAUUUUAAAAGAUGUAAAACGAAAACAGCUGCAACUUUUCUUAUGUAUGUGGAGAUAUCUAUCUAUAUCAAUAGAUAGAUAGAUAGAUAGAUAGAUAGAUAGAUAGAUAGAUAGAUAGAGAUUAGAUAUAGAUCUGUGUGCUUGAGUGUGUGUGCAUUGGUAUGCAUUGGUGUGCAUGCACAUGUAUGUGUAUGUAUGAGGCCAGAGAUAACUUCUGGUGUCAUUGCAUUAGAGCCAUUUACCUUGAUUUUCUUCCCCUCCUUUAAACGGUCUUUCUCUGGAACCUGGGGCUUGUCAACCCUACAAAGCUGACUAGCCAGCUAAGCCCUAUGAUUCUCCUGUCUCCCCAUCCCCAGCAGUGGGAUUACUGGCACAACACCAUCCAGGUGUUUUACCUAGGUUCUAGAGCUUGAGCUCAGGUUUACAUUUGCACAGAAAGCACUUUACUAACUAUACCAUGUCCCACGCACCAGAUUCCACUCUCUUAAAUGACAGGAUAACCACCUGCUAGCAUAAGAUUAAUACCAGUGUCCCCAUGCGCUUUCUCUGGUUGGUUUUCUACUAGGUUGAUAUAAAGGCAGUUGUUAGAAGCCACCACUAUUCCUUGCACCCUCAUGUUCACACCUGAACUCUCACUUUCACCUCCCACCAGCUUUGUGAAAAGCUGAGUGGCUGUGCUUGGCUUGUCCCUCUGGCUUGUAGCAGACAUUCCGAGUAGUAAGAUUGGAUGCACCUGAGACUGGCCCAGUCCAGGAGGGUGAAGCAAACCUCUAGGGGCUCCGAGGAACCACGAAAUGCUCACUAUUGCAAAAGACCACCUGAAAUGCCAAGAGAUCUGGGGACUAUGGAAAAGGGAGCAGCAUGAGCAAAGACGUUCUCUCCUUAGAAAAAAGGGUUGCUCCCACCCUGAAACAUUAGAUACAGGAAGUGUGCUUUUCUAUAAAUAAUGUCCACGUACAUAUAACGUAUUUGUUCUGACAAGGGUCUCACGUAGCAAGGAUAGCUUCAAACUCACUGUGUGGCGGUGAGCCUUGCAUUCCUCACCCUCCUGCCUUUAUCACCAGUGCUGAGGUGAUAGGGAAGCACCUCCAUCCAGUCAUCUAAUAAACCUUUGGGGUACAAAAUAACGGGUAUUAUCAUGGCAUUGUCUGUGUUUGCCCCAAUACCUCCUCCCCUAUUUGGCCUCCCCCUCCCCCAAACGGUUCCCCUUCUGCUCCCACCCGAGUCUGUGUGUAUGACGCAUAUACGGGAUUAUGUAUUUGUAAGUCUACCUCCCCCUUAAACAAGCUGACCCAUUGUCAUUGCAUUGAAGCUACUUUUUUUUUUUUUUAAUUUCUGGAACUUUCUGUUUUACUUUGCCUUUCCAGUCAAGACAGCUACCGUUGAGUUUGUGGAAAGAAUUACCAUCUCCGUCCCCUCUCCCCUGCGUACCCUACCAUUGGCUGUGUCUUCAAAUUUAUACUACGCCUUUCGAGGAGCAGCUGGGGGAAGGGGGGUGCGGGCGGCGGAGAAAAUGUGAAAUGUUAAUGCCUCCUCUCCUAACCGCAGCAUUGUCAGCUCCGUUUUGUACAUAUAUGAUUAUGAAGCAAUUUGCAUUAAAUUUACACCUUUUCAAAUUUUGAAAAUUGCUUUGUUGAGAGAGAAUCGCUGCACGUCCCCAAUACCGGGCUGAUUAAUCACAGUUCUGUGGAGGAGACAUAACAUUUUUAUUAAACUCUCAAUGAGCAGGAAAAUGAACACUUCCCGCACUCACCAUACCAAUGUCAUUAGUGAACGUUUUCAUUUACGAAAGGCCUCUCCCUCGUCCCGAACCUUCUGUCCUUCCCGAAUUGACCACAGCAUCUCCUCUUGAGCAGGUGAGAGACCGUGUUCAUAACCGCCAUGAAGCUUGUCCACAAGCUCCCGCCACUACCCGAUGACCCAUCCGGGUCUCAAAUGCCCAUCUCUUCCUCUCGUCACUUGAGACUCUCCGUGCUACAUCUCUGAAUUUCAUAUAUAGUCAGGGAAGGUUUCCACCCUGAAGAACCAGCAGGGCCAGGCAGGACUAAAACCCUGAAACACCCAAGUGGCUGGGAGAAUGAGGAGAAAAACUGUACUUUGUUGACUGACGCUCAUGUGGUUUCUGUAGUGGAGGCUUCUACUAAGGUUGGAGCACACAAGGGACCAAGAGGGGCUUUUGGACCCGGACAGCUAUAUUGCAAUUCAAAGAUAUGGUUGUGGUGCAGAGAGUGGAGUGGUUUGGUGCAAACAUGAGGGUACUGAGUUUAGAUCCCAGCACUCACCUGAAAAGCCAGGGGUGAUGGUGGACACUGUGAUCCCAAAGCUGGAGAGGCAGAGGCAGAAGGAUCGCUCAGGUUUGCUGGCCAGUUUUACUCAGUGGUUAACUGCAGACUCUGCGAGAGACCCUGCUUCAAAAGUAGGUGGGGAACAAUUGAGGGAGACACCUGAUGGCAGCCUCUGGCCUCAACUUAUGCACCUCACCUCCUACUCAUUCGUUUGUCAGUAUUUCGUUUUAGCGUGCACCUUGUUUUACGGUUUAGCGUACAUCUUGUUUGGAUGCAAACUGUUCGCCUUCAUCAGUGACCUCUUUGGCCUUGGUCCUAAUCUACUAUGUUGAGCUCUAGGUACUCCUGGUGCCUCUCUAUGAAGUCUAGGUGUCCUGAAAAGCGUAUCCUACGGUUAGAACAUGCCCAAGCUCAUCAGUCUGAAGGCCCUGCGAAGUUAAUGUCAAUAAGCAACUAGCCCACAAACACCAGGAUGUUAGCAUAUUAAAUAGUUGAGCAAUAACAAGAACGGAAGAGGGAGUGGAGAGGCAGGCAUCAUCUUACAUUGUAAGGGGGAGGUUGUCACCAGGAGUAGCCAUUUUGGGAAAACAUUGGUAUUAGCUAGUGGAGUAACAAGCAGCAGUUAAUGCUGUCAGUGGAAUAGAUUAAGGUUAGGAAUGUUGUAGUAAAGGGUUCACAAUGGCAAGAAACUCAAAACUCCUCAAGGAUCUCCGCAGUAAAACGGGGAAUACGGUGGCGGCGAACAUAUCCGCACAGUGACGUGCUAGACAACUGUAAGAAUGAAUGAAAUUCUAUAGCCUGCAUCAACACAAACAUAUCUUCCAAACACAUUCUACAAAAUAUGAGAAAACAAGUUACGUGCCAUAAUUAGCACGGUAUGGUUUGAUUUACCAGGGUUGUAGAACCCUUAGGCGAUACACACUGGCUAGAGGUCUCACAUCGCUUGGGACCGGCCUUGAGGUUUUGCAACGAGCUCCAAUCCCUGUUCUUGCUCUGUGACCAGAUAGCCUCGCGCUCUCUCUGCCACACUUCCUCCAUCAAGAGGGAAGUGUCCCCUUGGCAUCUAAGCCAAAAUAAGCCCUCCCUCCCUUAAGAUGUCUUUGCCAGGCAUUUAGUUAAGGCAAAGUACAUCUGUCUGUUUCCUGCCCAGUCAUGCGCACUGGGCUGCAGGCCUCUCUGAGGUUCUUCCCUAGACCGAUCGCCAGAAGGGCAAACGCCAAUGGGAUUCUGUCCUGAUGGCACAAACAUCCAGUGGUCUUAUGCUAUCACGUCCUCAUGUCCUGAGGUCUUGGGGCCUUGCUUGGGGCCAAGGUUUUGCCUUUCCCAUUGCUCUCUCAAAGCCAUGCGUUUGCCUACUGUGUGUUGGGAACUCACAGACCAGGAUGGAGUUCUGGACCCCAAACACCCCCAAGGCCUUCAUCUGGUCUUGAUUAUCUUUAAUAGUAAAAAGGAAAAAAAAAUCAUUGACUCAAGCUACAGUAAUUCUAUUUACUUUCAGCCAAAUACGGUGAAGUUAUCAAACUGUGGUGGCCCCCUUGCCUCACAGAUAGAAAAUGCCUAGAUAAAUACAGCGGAGGACAUUUUUAAACAUGUAAAAAAAUCAAUUUUCAUAAGGUUACAUCUUUUUACCUCUUUAUAUAAAACAUGCUGUAUUAAAAGAGAGAUUAAAUUUUACUCUGUGGACUAAAAUGCAAACACAAAAUUAUUUUUUCAUUUUUCGGAGCAUGCACGGGAUUAUCAUUUAUUUAUGAGGCUUUUUUUAAUCUAGAAUAUAUGGAAAUCUUUUCUUGAAGCACAAUAUAAUAUUGAAUUGGGAAUGCUGCCUGACAGUUCCCCUCUCACGCUUGCAGAGAAUCAUUCUCCUGUAUGAAUUUUUAAAAGAAACUCCAAUGCUCUCUGCAUCUCUGAGGGAAAAAUGUGGGACACCGUCCCGAGCGAGACACCUUUCCAAGGCUCCCUCCCGUUUUGUGUCCGUCCAACUUUUCUGCCAGAGACGAUGCCUCUGCUGUUUUGCAAAAGUCACACAAUGUCCACUCUGCCAUCUCAGGCUUGAAGUUUCCCCUCGUUGGGCCAGUGAGAUGGUUCACUAGGGAAAGGGGCUUGCUGCCAAGUCUGAGGCCUGGAGUUUGAUUCCAGGGUCAACAGGAGGAGGGAGAGAUCCCACUCCUGCAAGCUGUGCCCCAUCCUCCACCUGUAUACCAUGACACACAUGCACGCGCAUGCGUGUGUGCGCACGCGCUCGGACACAGACACAGACACACAGACACAGACACACACACACACACACACACACACACACACACACACACACACGAAUGUAAGUUUUAAAAAAUGGUUUCAAAAGGUAAACUUGGCGAAGAAUUUCCUGCUGCAGAAGACCCUUCUCUGAGAUGCAGUAUUAGAUGUUCAUGUCUCCUUUGUACCUUUUUCUUAUCCAGAGGCACUGGCCUCAGAAGGAUGUUAGCAGAUUUUCUUCUAGUGUGUUCUGACGCAAGUGUCCAUCUCAGACCCUUUAAACAUCAGUGGCAAAGUCUCACAAUGGUGAUAGCAGGGAACACAUGUGUGUGGACCCCAUGUCUAUGUGUGUGUGUGCACAUGCACCUAUGCAUGUGUGGUAGGCCUUUCCAUGUGCACGUGGAGGCCAGGAGUCUGCCUUGGCUAUCAUCCCACAGGUGCUGUCUAUCAUGCAUUUUGAAAACAGAGUCUCCUUGGCCUACAGCUUCCCAAAUAGGCCAGGCUAGCAGGCCAGAAGGCUUCAGGCUCAGCCUCUCUCUGCUCCCCGGUGCUACAGUUGAGAGUAUUUACCACCACACUCUGCCUCUUUGACAUGGGUUCUGGAGAUGGAACCCAGGCCCCACGCUUUCACGGCAAUCAUUUUACUGACUGAGCCAUCUCUCCAGCCGCCGAGAACAUCUCACUUCAGCACAAGGUAACACGCACCAAUUACAGUGUUGUUGAUGCCUUUCUGUGUAAUUAGAAAUAAUCUCAUACCAUUAGCUUACUCCGCUCACGUUCAAUUUUAUAUUUAUGUACUAUAAAUAUGUAUGAAUAACAAGUUAAACAUAAUGUAUAUAUAGUACGUUGGCACACAUUCCAAAUUUACAGAGGCAGAAAGAUGGGUAGACACACGGAAAGGCCACCGUUAUAAAUGGGACGAAAGAAAUCCAUUCAGACCCCCACUGAAAAAGAAGAUAUGAAAACAUUACCGCAUAUGAUGUCUGCAUAUUUUUUCUGGCCCUUCAUGCUGCCUUGUGAGCAGGGGCGAGGGUGACAGUGGGUACAGGUUGGUCUCCUUUCAUUUUCACAGCAUCAGCCACUCUACCAGGGGUCAUUUGGAGGCAGAUCAACAUAACACAUAAACACUCUAAGUAAAUGACAGUGAACGCUGCCAGGCUGGGGACACCUGGGCCUCUGUACUGGAGGGGGCUGAGCCAUUUCUUCUCGGAAGAACAGCCACGUGUCUGAGAGCGCUGUGACAGCUCCAAUUAGCCUCACGAUUCUUCGUGAGCUUUCUUCUUUUCCAGAGACACCACCACCGCCACAAGAGAUGGAAUAUUAUAUCACACCCCUUCAUAUGUUGUCCUGGCCUCUCGUGGAUUUCUUCCCAGGGGAUUUUGGUUGGUUCUUCUUUGCUUUUCUCUCCAUUCUAUCCUGCCGUAUCUCCCAUUUUCAGUCUUGUGAGUGUUUUCUUUUUCUAGUGUUUUGGCUUUUAUAUUAUCUGUGUUUAAAACUCGUUGGACUUGGAACACUCACUACCAUUGGUGGUGAAUGACUUUAUCAGUGUGGCAGUUUGAGUGAGAAUGGCCCCUACACUCCGCGUCCCCAGCUGAUGAUUAGGAAGUGUGGUCCUUCCCGAGUAGAUGGGGCCUUGUUAGGGGAGGCAUAUCACUAGAAAUGGGCUCUGAGGUUUCAAAAGGCCAUUUUCAGGCUCAGUGCCUCUCUUGCAGCUCUCAGUUACGCUUCCAGGCUUCCAGCACGGUGCUUGCUUGACUGCAGCCGUGCUCGCCACCAUGAUGCUAAGAGACUACCGUCUCAAACUGUAAGCGAGCCUCAAUGAAAUGCUUCUGUUGUAUAAAAGGUGCCUUGGUUGGGGUCUCUUUGCAGCCACAGAACAACCAGUGAAGUGCUUGUUCUCCAGGACCCUGAGUUCGAUUCUCAGAACCCACAUAAAAUGCCAAGUGCGGUGGUCACACAGAAUGUCACUCCAUCAGAACUGUCAAGGUGACGGGGAUCACCUCUAUCUCCCGUUGGGGCAGACAGAGGUAGGGGCUGGGAAAUACUGGCCCUCCACCUUCUCAGUGAUGGUCAGCAAAGAGCAUCUACCUUGCAAGGUAGUCUCAGAAAUGGAGCAACGGGGCUACAUCUUCAUGUCUGCAGGGAUUCCUGGAACAUGAGAAGACUGGAGAGAAACAAAAGCUUCUUUCCUGCUAGAAAUAAAAUUGCUGAGAAGUCUCUGGAGCCAAGGGAAGGGGCCAGCAUUUCAUUCUUAACCCACAGAUGCCAAGUGUGGGAGGGAAGCAAGGAAAACCCAGCAAGCAGUCAGGAGGGACAACGCCGCUUCCUCGAUGUCUCUCUGCCUCUGUCUCUCUGUCUCCUCCUAUCUCUCCUUCUGUCUGUCUCUCUGUCUCAAUCUCUCUCUCUCUCUCUCUCUCUCUCUCUAUCUCUCUCUCUAUCUCUAUCUCUAUCUCUAUCUCUAUCUCUAUCUCUGUAUCUGCUUUCCCCAUUACUUUUCAAGCCCUUUGAAAGCAAAAGUUGUCUAUUCUAUUUGCCGGAAGGAACUUCAUCAGGGCUGAGAACCCAUUGCAGGCCGAUCACCUCUAAAAUUCCACAGGAACGGUAAUAUCUCCUGCCCAUCAGAACCCUCCCCCCUCCCUCCAUUCCCCUUCCCACCCCUCACCUUCCCACUCUCCACCACCCACCUGACCAUGCCACCACCCCACCCACCCCCUGUGCCCUGACCAACCCACUGUGGACAGAUUACCAAAUAGAGGGACAGAGCAAAUGGCACAGAAAUAAUUUCUUCAGCCUAAGCAUGCUUUUCUACCACAUUAGUUUUUUCAUCCAAAUGCUCAGGGGUUAGUAACACUCUCCGCCCUGCAGAGAGAGGCAGAGAGUGAAGGAUUUAAAGUUCAAAGCCUGCUCCGUGAAGAGUGAAGUGGUGGGGGAGGAGAAGAAAAGGACUGGCCUUAUGUGAGGUGGUUUAGAGUUAUUACCCCCUUUCUAAUGCCGUCUAUGAUGGCCGUCAUUAGAGUGGAUUCCUAAUAUAUGCUCCCACCUCUCCAUGUCCUUCCUCCGUCAGACACUCCUUGUAGCCUAUUUCUCUGCUACCUGCUCACCCAGGUGGCAAUUCCUUCUCUUAUUUUCAAUUUAAUAAAUUUUCUAAAGGGUAUCUAUGAAACCGGUCAUGAGAAAUCAACCUUUUGGCCGUGUUAGAAUAGGUUUGAUGAUUUAAAAAAAAACAAACAAAAAAAACCACUUCUCUUAAUUAUUGAUCAUUUCAUUUUUAUGCAACAUAUAGCAAGUGUUUUAAAAAAAUAUUUACAACUCCAAUCUUAAAAAGAAAAAAAAACUUACACAUGGUCAUUUGAACUAAUUGCGAAAAUGACACUACAUUAAUUAGCUAAUUAAAAGUCUCAAGCAUGUGGCUAUUGUAUUCAUUGGGCUGGAAGCCAGCAUCUUCUAUAGCUGAGAAAGUGGGUUAGCAUAAUUCAAUAUUCAAUUGCUGCACCGGUUUUCAUAUGAAUAGAUAAUACGGAGCAAGCCUUAAAUCUGGCUGGGGAGAGCUAACAGGGCUGGUUUUAUUUUAAUUGAGUUUUAAGCACUUCUAGGCCAUCUCAUUGUCUUCACACUUUAACCCUUUGGAGUUGUCACUACCUGCCUGCUCCUACCUUAAUGGCCAUGAUCUGUCUAGACUAUCAGAGACCUCUAGGAGGGAGGGUGUUUUGUUCAUGGGGGUGGGGGGGGGGCUUGCAGGCUACUGAGUAUAGUAGAGGCCAGAGAACAACCUUGGGCAUCCGUCCUCAGCUUUCUCAUCCACUUCUAGAUUAAGCCUCUGUUGUUUGCUGCUGUGUCUACCAGAGGAGCUGGCCCUGAGCUUCUGAGGAUUCUCCUUUCUCCACCCCCCAUCCCAUUGUAAGAGUACUGUAAUUAGAGAUGAUCCCUAACAUCCCAUUGUAAGACUACUGCAAUUAGAGAUGCUCCCUAACAUGCCUGGCUUUUCCCAGGGUUCUGUAGGUACAAGGUUAAGGUGACAAGGGCUUUACCCACUGAGCCACCUCUUCAGCCCUAUGAAUAUGUUCUUGACCCAUAAACACCUCUACCCACUUGUUCUUCCCACAGAGAACCCAGGCCACCAUGGAUGGAAGUCCUUCACACCAGCACAUCGUCUGCGCCUUAGCACAGCAAGGUUAUUUGUGAGGGAAAUUCUCUCUUGUAAUACCAGGUCCCCUUUAGAUGACAGGACUUAAUACAAAAGUUCUCCCCAUACCAACUAGUCACGUAAGUUGAUUUCAUAGCCUUUUAUUUUAUAAAGUUUUGCUUAUCGGGUUUGUCAUCCCGAAUUUGAAAUUGAAAUGCGUGGUCUCCCCGGAUGACCUUAUCGCAACUGACCCCCAAAUCUAAUCACUCCUCGCAUCUGCGAAAAUCGACAAAUAUGUCAGGCAUACCUCGGGCCAUCAAAACAGUGUUUUAAAUAUUUCAUUUGUAGGCAAGGCAAAGACCGUCUUCAGGUUAGUCCUCUGAGCAGGCACAGCACUGGUGGCUUUGGUCUCUCUGAGCUGUAAUCAGUGCUGAUUACCCAUGGCUCUUUAUAAGCAGAAAAUGUAUAGUUGUACAUUCUGCUUCAGUGAUUUAUUGAUCGUAUUUACAGCCAGAAGAAUGCCUCUCAGUGGUCAAUACCUGGCCAAAGUGUGUCAGGUGAAGGCAGAAAAUGAAGUGAGAUCUAUACUUUGGACGGCCAUUGCUGCUCUGCUGUACCCUGCUUGUCAUUUGAGGUUGCUGUCGAGUGUAGAUAAAAAUUAUAUUAACGUAGACGGCAGCGUAGCAGAGUACACACCUCAUCAAUAGGACAGAUUUGCGACUUCUUAGAUGUCAAGAUUUAUUUUUCCAAAAGUCACAUUCUCACGUCAAUUGUUGCCCAACCUACAUAUACUAGGCUUUGAUGUGUAAAGACCUUUCUAAAACUCUGGAGAGCUGGGAAGGUGGCUGUCAGUAGAACGACUGUCGUGCAGUUAUGAUGAUCUGCGUUCGGAUCCCUGAGGCCCACAUAAAAAGCCAAGUGAGGCGAUGUGUUUGUGUAGUCUCAGCCCUGAGAAGGCAGAGAUACAAGGUCUCUGAGGCUCUCAGGACCACUGGUCUUCAUGAGCUAGUGUGCUCCAGGCUCAUUGAGAGACUCUUUCUCAAAAAACAGAAAGGAGAAAGGAACAUGCCUAACAUUGAGCUCUGGCCUCUACAUAGAGGCACAUAUAUACCCAUGGACACACAUGGUCACAUGUACAAUAGCACAUACCCAUAUACAUCAUGCACACAGAGAGAAAAAGCGUACAUGUGCUACAGGGGUGGAAAAUUUAAAACAUUUAGCUAAACAAAAAACAUAUACUAUCUUAUGUGUCUGGUAUUUCUCUCUCUCUCUCUCUCUCUCUCUCUCUCUCUCUCUCUCUCUCUCUCUCUCUCUGUUUUCUUUUUCCAUUGGUAGUAUUGGGAAUUACUGGUCAGACUUUGUACAUGCUAGUCGCGUGUGCCUUGAACUUGUGAACCUUCUUUCCCAGCCUCUUGACUAGUGGAUAUUACGGUAUUGUAGGGCUGUGUAACUGGAUGUUGUUUGUCUCUGAUUCUCUGUUGACCAACAAUAAUUUUACAGAAAUAUCAAUAGGUCCAUUAUUUGUUUGCCAGUGGAACCUCAGCCUUACCUGGGCGUGUCUGUUUUGUCUGUUUUGAUUAAGUAGCAAAGCACAUAUCCCAGUGCUUUAUAGUAAACUAGUUCAUAGAAGGGUCUUCCUCUAGGUCACUAGAUGAACUUCCUCUGGGUCCCUUCUGUUCAUGGAUCCUCCUCCUGCAAUUGUUUACGAAAUGUCCCUGUGCCCUAGUCUUCCCCAAGUCACUCGUGUUAGGCCUUGCCACCGAUGUGCUGAGGACUUCCUGUGUGCCUGAACUCUGCUGAUGUUGGAACAUAGAGAUGAUGGAAAGCCCAUCCUGCCCUUGGGCUGGAGAGAUGGCUCAGUGGUUAAGAACGAUUGCUACUCUUCCAAAUGACCUGGGUUGGGUUUCCAGAACCCAAGUGCUGAUUUAUAACCAUCUGUGACUCUAGGGGACAUGAUGCCUUUUACGACCAUUGUGGGUACCCAACACUCAUGUGGCAUACAGUCACACAUGUAGGGGAAAGAAAAAACUCACACACAUAAAGUAAAAGAAAUGAAAUCUAAAAUGGGAAGGAGAAUAAGGAGGGGAAAAAAGCAAGAUCCUGCCCUAGAGAUGUUACAAUCUUCAGCAUUUAUUGUACACCAAGUGCACAUUAAAUCUAUUCCAUUUUGACUGCCAAGGAGAGAGCGGGAAUUCACAGUGCUCUUGUCUCUGCACAGAGCUCUUAAGUAACGCAGGAGUCAGAGGAAGUGGGUCCUUUGCUCUUGAAAUAUUUGUUCUUGUAAGUCUUUUCCUUAGAGCAUCUUCUGAACAUUUGAAAUACGUGUGUUUUAUGAUAUUCCAGUCUCCAUGUCCAGGCAGCUGCUGGGCCCUGUGGCUCAAUGACAGAAGCAGACAGAGCCAGGGCCAGAGCUCUCAUGAAUCCCUCAUGCCCGGAACAGGCAACACCAGCUUCAAAGAGCAUGUUGGUCUCUCUGGGUGAUUCUGAUGGCCUCUGGACCUGCUUUAAGUACCAACUCUAGAACUCAGACUGCCCAGUGUCAGAUCAGGGGCCACCAUGAUGUCUUCCAAUAAAUGACUCCUAAUGGCUUUCUACUCCAGAGAGAGAGUUAUCUGUUUCCUGCAGCCGAAUCUCUUGUUAUGAAGUAGACUGCAGAUUGCAGGCUAUGUGGCAAUGUGUACUGAGAAGAGUGCCUAGGAGGGGCUGCAAGUGUCCUUUGGUAUACACCUUUCUUCCUGAGCUGCCACUAACUGGAUGAUGGCAUGAUAAUUUGAUGUGGGAGCCUAGGAGAAGGACUUGGGACCUACAUCCCUAGAGGUAGUAUUGGUAAUCCAGAGGCUUUGGACACGCAGGAGCAAGAUUCAAGGGCAAGGCUGCCUUUGAGGAGUCUCCUGCAGGUGCACUUGAGCCUUCUCAGAGCAAAACCAGUUAGUACUGCAUGCCUAUUGGGCAAACGUGUGAGGCUUCUUCACAUCACGGCUACGUGACAUUGCUAAAGGUCCCUGGCCUCCUUCUUCUCUGAAAGUUGCCUAAGCUUCCACAUUCAUAGAAGCCCACAGUAGCCUGUCCCUCCCUCUGUGGUUACACAGUGCAGUUACAGUUGAGUGUUUCUUUUCUAUCUUCUGCACCAGAGUUUAAGAUCCAUGAAGUCGAAGGCCCAGCCUGUGGCUUGGUUCCCUCAGCGUUAACGCAUUAACGUGAGGCCCAGAAGCAUCAUCAUCACUUCCUGUGUGAUUCUCAUUGUGAUGGCUAAUACUGAUUGUCAGUCUGAGAGGAAAUAGAAUCACCCAGGAGACAAACCUGCUGGGGUGUUUGUGAGGGAAUGUCUAGGUUUGGUGCAUUAAGGUGGAAAAGCCUAUCCUAACUGUGAGCUAUGCUCUCCCAGGGGCUGGGACCCUGACCAAAUAGAAGAAAGUGAACUGGGCACUUACAUCGUCUCCUUCUCUGUGCUAACUAUGGGUGCCAUGUGACCGGCUUUCUCGUGUUCCUGCCGCCAUGUUUUCACCACCAUGACUGACUAGACCCUCAAACUGAGAGCCAAAAGAAACCCUUAAGUUGAUCUUGUCACAUAUUUUCUCACAGCAUUGAGAAUAGUAAGUGAAAUAAUUCCCAUGGCUAAUGUUUUUUGCCAUGGACAGUGUGACCAAAGUAAUUGGGUAGCCAGCAGAAUAGUUCAGCAGGCAAAGAGGUUCAGCUCCUCUUACCAAUCUUGAUGAUCCGAGUCUAAUCUCCGAGACCCCCCCCCCACACACACACCUGGCCGCUGACCUCCACAUGUGUUCUUUUAAUCCUUAUACACACACAUGUAUGUAAAGAAGAAAAAUGUAAAUUUAAAAAUCUCAUCCUUUUUUCCCAAGCUAAGUGAAGCUGGAAUUUAUCUCAAUGGUAGAUCAUUUGCCUAUCGUGCCCAACGUCCCAUGUUCAAUCUCUAGCACUGCCAAAAUUAAGUAAACCAUGCAAACUGCUCUUACUUUACGGCUGGAAGUAGAGUUAGCAGUAAAGCACCCAUCUGACCUCAGGGGUACCUAGGUUCAGCCCCCAGCACUGAGAAAACACACAAAGAGUUCCUGUUGACCAGGAGAAGCUGCCAUCUGCUCUCUUAGGUCGUGCGCCCCAGUGUGCUAAUUUCCGAGCUCAGGAUCCUGGGCUUCAGCAUUUAAACGCGGUUGCCUCCCAGCUCCCCUUUAGUCACACAGGGAUACCAUUGCUUCACUGCUCGAUUCACAUUCAGGAUUAAACAGAAAGAUUAUCCUGAGCCCAGCAUCCAACAAGAGCUCAGUGUACGGCCCAAUAUAUGGCGUCAGAGCAUGACUUUCAUAUGCACUGUGACGUUUGGGAGGGAGGUGUGCUGCUGAGCUGAGACUGCUAGACACUUGACAUGGGCGAGUAUCUAGUCAGUGACACUGCUUGUAUAAAAGUCAAAGGCUUCCGCAGGUGACAGAAAUCAGAACAGAGCUCGCCUUGCUAAGAGGUGGUGAUCUCCAAAGGCCAGGAGCAGUCUUCCAGCACACUGUAUCUGUCACCCUGGGGGAUGUGAAUCCAUGGGUGUGCACACUUGUGCCAAGUUAGCAGGCUGAACACACAGUAUCAGAGUACACAUCAGCCACACCCCAGAGUUAAACUUGAGCUAGUUUUCCUACCACCCCAACAGAAAUGGUUUCUCCAACAACUCAAGUGCUCUGAGGGUUGCUGAGACAAGAGUGGCUGGGCUGGGGUGACCGGCCCGCUUCCCCCAUUCUCCUCAGGCCUAAGCCCUGGCCUCUGCAAAGGCAGUUACAGAUCUGCUACUCAAAACCCGAAAGUAGAAAAGAAAUCCUUCAGCCAUGUCUGUGUGAACUAAAUAUAGUGUCCGAUUUCUGAGCCUGUGGUUCUGACCACCCCCGGGCUAUUUCUGACCACGGGGACAGCUUAAACAGUGUGGUCCGUGAAAUGUCAUCUGCAAGCUCUAUUUAGGGCCAGGAGGAGAAAGGGCUUCUGCUCUAGGCAGGAUCCUGUGCUGAAUGGAGACCAGUGCCCUGGCUGCUGGCCAGAAAGCUGGGGCCCUCUCUGCCUUCUGUUCUGAAGCACGAGGGUGAGCCUUUUAGUGGUGGAGUUGACCCACACUGCUUUGGACUCCCUUCCCAAAGCUGAGUUCGUGCAUGUGCUCCCCCCACCCCCAGCAUCGAAGUUUUGAUGGCAAAGGGGACUAGGCAUAGCCAGUAAGUCCCCAGGAAGUUCUCAAUGUUCUGCUUCUUUCUCUUCACUUCCCCAUGGCGGUCACCAAGAGUCCUUUACUUAUUUUGUUGCUUCCUCCAAGUCACUUGACUGCAGUUUGCUCCUAGAGACCCAGUCCCAAUCCUUUGCCUGCCUCCACCCCCAAGACCAGGGUAGAUUCCCAGUUGUCAUGAAUACCCUCGCUAGUUCCAGUGACUUCCCAUUAUGCCUCCACUCCUGGAUUGCCUUGUCUUGUGCUCCAGUUCUAGCUGCUAACCUUCCCACUUUUCUGGACCAUGUGUCAUAACUUCCCCAUGGUGUCACUGCUCCAGUGACCUGAAUCAUGAUGACUCUGCCCAGGCCUCUGUGUCCCUCCCUGUACGUGGAGGAGCAGGGCUCCCCCUCUUCGGUUCUGUUCCUCCUGCUGAGUGCAAGCCGGCACUGUCUCAUCUCUCGGCUGCUGUAUCGGAUGCCGUGCCGCUCAUUAUACUUCCCCAACAACCUUGCACUAUACAGUUACCGCUCUCCAGGUUACCAGUGAGAAACCAGGCAGGGAAUGUUGGUGCUGUACACCCAUAUUCCCAGCCUUUGGGAGAUGACAGCAAGAUCGUGAGUUCACGGUCAGCCUGAACCACAUAGGUAGAUCCUGUCUCUAUAUUGCAACACUGCACCUGAACACAUACAUAAACGAUAGAAAAUGUGGAAUGAAGUAUUCAAUAAUUUACUCAUGGUGAACCAGUCGGAGUUAUGGCGUUAGAAAUGAAUAACAUUUACUGCAGGCCUUUUGUGUUUUGGGGAGUGUACUGAGCCUAGGAUACUCUUAUUUCUUUUCUAGAAUGUCAGGGUAAAGAUACCACUGUGCCCUUUUUGACAUGGGGAAUUUGGAUCAAGAAAAGUUAAGUAUAAUAUGGCCAAACAAUAUACCCAAGGUCAUGUAUUCAGAUCAGAUUCAUUCUGUGUUCACUAAAUACCACACUUCGUCUCUUUUGAUAUAAGCAAACUUUUAAUUCUGCAGGCUUGCCGUCCCAAGAUUCUGCAGUGAGAGUCUGACGACCCCCACUAAGGCAUGUGAACACCUUGCUAUUUGGAAAUGAUGUAAUGUAGUUAGCGCACGUCGUAAAAUUUUUAUGACAUUUCAGAGAAACCAACACAAAAUAGAGCCUAACUCUCAGAUAAGAGUUUGAAAAACAACCCAUACAGCAACUCUCCUAUCGAGUUUUAUCAUCAUCCCAUUCAUAAUUGAUUCCAAACUUGCAUGAAUCUUUCAGGAUAAGUGUCUUAUUGAUUAUCUCAGAAACAAGCGAUCACUUGGCAUCCUGGUUCGCUCACCGCCUUGCACUGAUUACUGUAAACAGACAGGUUGACCAGAAGAAAUAUCACUGUCUUUGGCACUGGGCACCCGGGACAUUCUGGGACAGAGUCAAGGAAGGGCCCAACUCGAGAGCUGCUUGGUCAAUGAUCAUUGCGCUAUGUUGGACGUGGUGAAGGGGGGGCAUGGUCUGGGUAGUGAAGCCGGUCUUGAGCUGUUUGUCAUCUCAGGUCUCCCUCCUGUUAGAUGUGCAGUGGGUCCCAGUGAAAGCCAAUCCACUGCUGUCAGGAAACAUUAAGUCUUUUAGGUAGGUAGCAUCAAUAUCCUGCUGUUUGCUCAUGGCUAUGUAAAUCUCUCUCUCUCUCUCUCUCUCUCUCUCUCUCUCUCUCUCUCUCUCUCACACACACACACACACACACACACACACACACACACACACACACCUGCCUCCAUUCUUGGAAAUGACUAGAGUGUUUACAAGGGACUUAAGCUCCUUGUUUGUAGUUGUGGAAGCUAUAAUGGAGAUGAACUCAGUAUUCGGGAGCUUUGUCUUCCCACCCAAGGGGCUGUUGUACCACUCUGGUCUGGUUGCCUGCAGACCUUGCGCUGGUACAGGGUGGUCAGGAUCGACCAGGGAACUGUGUAAAAGGAAGUCUCCAGGGCAGCUCCUGAGGAAGCCUUGAAGUACUCUCCACAUGACCAUAGGCCUAAAUUGAACAGGUUGGGUGCCUGGCAAACAGGGCAGCCCGACUUGUGGGGUUUGAGUAUAGAUAGUGAAGAAUGAGGCCAUUGAGUAAAAUUGGCAACCUGGCUUCUUGAGGCUGUCACUGGCAGAUGCUUAUUCUAAACCUAGGGUACAAGAUAGGGCUACUCCGCAUCCUAGGGAGCCUUGCUGUCACAGAACCCUGUUCAACAGUAAAACUUGACCUUUCUUCACACACACACACACACACACACACACACACACACACACACACACACACACACACACGGGGAUGUCAUGUGUCACUUACUACUAGAUGACAUCUACCAGGAAUCAGUUCUCUUCCUUCUAGUGUGAGUUCCAGGUUUUGAAGUCAGGUCAUGAAGCUCUGCAGCAGGGCCUUUACCCACUGAGCCAUCUCCCAAGUCCUGAACGUUUGCUUUGGAGUGGCCUCAAGGUGCUCCGUGCAGAUGAUGAAAUUCCCUCUGGUGCUAGAUCGUGAAAUUCUCUCCUGGCUAGAAUCGUGCAGCUUAGCAAAGCCAUGAGCUACAUCAGAGAAGUGGAUAUUUACGCAUAGCCUUCCAGUAAGAGUAUAGAGGUAGCUGCGAUUAAAUGAUAAUGUGUCCACAUUGAGUGUGUAAAUACAGUUUAAGGAACUGCCUAGGGCUUAGAGUGUGUGCCUCUUAGGUUUCUCUUGGUGUUCACUCAUUUAGCUGUCUGUCCGUUGGCUUUAUUUUUCUUGGUGGAUUAAAAAUUUCCCCUUCCCAUAGAAGAAAUAUGGCGGGGCAUCAACCCUUCGGAGAUGGGAGGUGGGAAAUAAUGGCAAUCACAAAGAGGUAGCAAGUUGCUCAGAACUUCCCCAAGAAGCCUGUCAAUGGCAGUGACAGCUCAUGAAGUCUGCGGUUGAUUUAUCUAACGUUGCUCUUCCUCUGUGUCUCGGGGCCUUCUAUGAUGCAAGGAUUGCAGAAGCAGGUGAACUAUAAACCCUGCUCCUUAGGAGAGAAGAACAAACGGGAAAAUAGCUAACCAUGGCUAACAGACACUCGGGAGACAAAGAGACAGUGUGUUGGAUAUGGUUAGUAUAAAGGUCGUUACCAUGAGCGAUAAAGACUCCUCUAAGCCUAACAACUUGAGAUGGACUCCUCAGGACCCACACAGUGGGAAGAAAGAAUCAACUCUCACAAGUUGUCCUGUGUUCUCUACAUGUAAGUCACAGUGUGCGAGCCAAAAUUAUGUAUGUUGUUUCCUGGUUACCCAAAGGAAUGCUAGUCUCAAUACAUGUGUGUGUGUGUAUGUGUGUGUGUGUGUGUGUGUGUGUGUGUUUAUAUAUAGACACACUAUGUAUUACAUACAUAGAGUAUAAAUGUAUUUAUUAUAGUAAGGAAAUGUAAUAAAUUAUAAGAACAUGAGAGUGUGUUAUAUUCUGUGGAAGUCCUGCGGUGGAUAUAAAUGAUGAUCAGAAAGAGUUCAGGAAGCGGCCCUCAACUUCAUUUGAGAUGCUUUUUGAAGACUAAGUAGGACUUUUCCUGUCAGGGAGGUAGGUGAGAUUUCCAAGGAGCAGGUUAGGGGAGGAAAACAUAGAGCACCAAGUGUAUUGGUGGAUAGCAGAGCUCGGGGUAGAGAGACAUAGGCAGGUACUCCUGCAGCUAUGUCUAGAGACAUUAGAGCCUGUAGAACAAGCUUGCCAUUCAGGGCAAGGUCUCAAAACCUGAGGCUUCUGAAGAGAGUGAGGAGAGAAGGAGCCUGAAGGAAUUGCAAGGCCGAGUGGAGGAGAUGAACACUAGUUCUGCCGGGUUUCAUUUGCAGCACAGGAUUUCCAGGAGAUCCUCAUGGAAGUCUCACGUGAAAGGCGAGUGGGUCUGCCUGCAGAGGAGGGGUCAAGAAAGCAGCUUCCCACCCAGGUCUACAGAGUACCACUCACUGCCCAAUGACUUGACAUUCCCAGUGUGGUGUUUUUCUGCGUAUAAAGCGUGCUCUGGGCAGCUGAGGUGAGCCAAGCUGCACAUAAGCAGCAGCCCAAUGCUCAGUGCUCCUCACCCUUAGGGAGACAGCACAUGCCACCCGACUGAAGGAGAGAUCAGGCAUGGUCAGAGAAGUGAAUAGACAUCAUCAGCUUCUGCCUUUGUGUUGGAUUUUUUAAGAGCUGUAGGAGUGCCCAGCACUGUAAUCAGACAGCCCGUGGAUGGAAGAGGAGCCUUCUGGCCUCGUGUGCCUCCCUGCAGAACGGGGGACAUUUCCCUGAAGCCUUCCAACACCCCUCCCGGGACUCGCCCUCAGACUGGAUGGUACUCAGUGCCACUGAGGACUCACCUUCCUGCAUCCUUGCAUGGAGGCUUGUCCUGAGCAGCCAAACUGUAGCCUUUGGGUCUCCCCUGCCUUCCUCUUUCUGGCACUCACCUUUAUCCCCAGGAGACCAGGUUGAGUGUCCUCAGCAAGACACUGGUGUGGAAGGCUCAUUCCAAAAUUAACACCAGACAACUUUUUUGAUGUAUGUAUAUCAUCAGCAUAUCAUAACAUGGGGCAUGUAUGGAGGUCAGAGGGCAACUCUGUGUAGUUGGUUUUCUCCUUCUACCUUCUCUCGAGUUGCAGGACUUGAACCUAAGGCUCCCAGUUUCAAGGGCAGCUCCUUUACCUGCUGAGCCAUCUCGCUGGCCCGCAGCUGAGUUCUGAAUUCAUCUUUGGAAACCUAAUGAGGCCUGUGAGCUGUCAGGCUUACCAACCCGGAUAGGAGAGAUCACAUGUCAGUUUUUUCCCCGUUAUUGAGAGAAGCUGAAGGAACCAAUAUAAACCCCCUAAUUCUGGAAGCUUCCUGAAGAUGCAGGUUAAACUCCUACAGAGAGGGAUGCCCAGAGUUAAUACCUAGCAAGCUGACUGUGGCUGAGCAGACUGAGAGGGUCUGUAAUUACGCUGAAGAGAAGCCACUUCUGGCUUCAUUUUUCUAGAGAACAGCCACCGGCCACCCACUGUACAAACACACACAAGUGACGAUAACCGUAAGUGUUUAUAACAAUGUGCCGAUCGACUUCUUAUUUCAAUAGAUAUCCAGAUUUAUUAUCCCUCAAGGUAAGCAUUGAUUUUACCUUUGUCUCCGUCAAUAUUUACCUCUGAGGUCAAUAUGUGUGGGUAUUCACCUCAGCUGCAGUCGAUAGCUGUUCCGUAUUUACAAUAUAUGGUGCCCCUAUGUGAGAAUGGGGAGCUGUGUGGCAUUACAAAAAAAUCUGUUAGUCAAGGGAGCCUCUCGCCAAGUGAAUGUACUUCUGUUUCAUUUGAGUACAUUUUGGCUGUUUAGAGGUCGGAUUCUAGUUCACUUCGUUGAGAAUGGGUGUUUUCUGCUGCAGGCUGGGGUUUCAGGGGAGGCUAAGCGUGCAAGCCAACACGUAAUGAUAGAGAACUGAAUGCCGUCUUUUGGAUUGACUAUAGCUGUGAAAUUACGCAUCUUACAAAAGGGACAAGAAUGGGAAUGUUCCCGUGCUUAGGGCAUGGAGUUAAUUCUCAUCUCUGGUUCGCAGGAAGUCGGGUAACCAAUGUAAGGGGCAAGAUGAGGGGGGAGAAGCAGAGAGUCCUUGUCCUGUGUUUCUGCCUUUGUUAAGCUGGAGUUGGAAAGGGAGGUAGCACAUGGCCUGGGCCAGACAUGUGCCUAGGAUGUGCGGCUGCUGGUUUAAGGAUCUGACUGUAAUAGUCCGGGUUUUGUUUCCUUCCUUCCUUCUUUUCUUCUUUCCUUCCUUCCUUCUUCCUUCCUUUCUUUCUCUCUUUCUUUCUGUAUGGGUGUAUAGGCAUGUGCAGGUGCGUGUGUGCCUAGGUGCGUGUGUGCAUAGGUGUGUGUGUGCCUAGGUGCGUGUGUGCAUAGGGGCAUGUAUGCAUAAGUGUAAAUGGUGGUCAGAGGCCCACCUUGGAUUGUAGCUCCUCACUAUGGCCUCGACCUACUAGUCUCCGAGCGGAAUCACAGUGCACCAGUUAAGCUAAGCUGUCUAGUCAGCAAGUUCCAGGAAUCAGUGGAUUCCCCAGGGCUCAGAUCAUAAAGACAUAAGCCCAUGUCCUGCUGUGUGUGAGGAGUCUGGGCACUGGGCUCAGGUCUCAUGCUUGUGACACAUGUUUCACAGGCUGAGCUCUCUCCAUUUGCUUUUUUGUGAUAUCAAGACAGGGCCUCCUGUAUCCAGUCUUGUCCCAAGCCCCCCACAUUUUGGAGUAUGACCUUGAACACCUAAUCCUCCUGCCUCUUCUGAGUGCAGGAUUACAGGUAUGGAUGACCACACCCAGUUGAAGAGUGACAGGGCAUUGAACCCCGGUUUUGUGAGCGCUAAGCAAGUACCUGAGCGGAGCAGCAAACGUGCUCAUCUGGCCGUCGUAGGCACAGGCUCACCGGCUGGCACUGCCUGUCCAAAAUCUUUUGUAUUUUCUUUUAUUGGAUUUUUAUUGUCAUUUAAAAAUAUUUAUUCACUGUCGUAAAUGAGUGCAUGCCGUGUACAUGUGGACACAUGAGCCAUUGUGUAUGUGCAGAGGUCAGAAGACAAAUCGAUGAGGUCAUUUCUCUCUAUUUUUUGUCUGGGUUUCCGGGCGGAACUCAAGCCAUUAGGCUUGUAAAAAGUGUGUUUACUCACCAGGCACCUCACGAGCCCUGGCUUGUGAAUUAUUGUAACUAGCAAUUUAUCCGCCCACUGUCCAUUCUCUCUUGUGACACACCUGUCACCCUCCUUGUGACAAGAGACUAGACCACGAAACACAAAAGCGCACAACUCUUGCUGCCAGCCUAAGUGUUAGGCAGAGGCCUAAGGAUGACCAGAAGCAGCUCUUAGCCCCUACCCUAAGCCUGCGGGCGUAGGAGGAGCCACGAUACCAAGUCCUUUCAGGGACUUGUCCAGCAGUCGGUAGAGGCACUUUGCCAUACCUGUGCCCUUCACAACUCACAUCCUGGCACUUCUCAGACAGUACAGGAAAAGGCUGUAAAUAAAACAAACAAACAAACAAAUAAAUGUGACCCACACAGGAAGAGAAUUGGAGGAGCAGGUGGGGCCAAGACACAGCCCGCAAAAGUGAAGGGGUCUCAGGGACAAUCGGAGCCCUUGGGAUGACCGCGGUCCAUUCAGUUCUCUCUGAGCUGCCAACAAACAACCUCCCCUCAUUUCUCCCCUAGCAGCCGAGCGAUGGAGCUCUGAACUCCAUUGCUCGGUCCAGCUGUGUAAUCAGCAACACUGCGGAAGUCUCAGUCUCCUCUCCCACCAAAUGGGAAAAUACCAAUCUGAGGACGGGAUCCAACAAUGCUCAUAAAGUCCUCAGCAAGAACUUUAUAAAGUCGCCUCCCUUCCUGUGUCUUAUUAAUGUCCAUCCUUUAACCUGUCCUCGGCUUUAUCUACUGGCAUCCUUAGGGCCUUUUUAACCCCACAUAUGAAACUAACUCACGGACGUCUCUGUAUGCAAGGAUUCAUUUUACCCCACACAGCACGCAAAGUCGGUUGCUGAGAUUUCCCCAGACUCUCCUCCUCCGAGAUUGGCCACAGCAGCAAAACCCAAAACAAGUGCAUCCUUUUGUAUCAACUAUGGCAAAAUCCCGACCCUCAUUCAUUCAUUCACUCAUUCAUUCAUUGCUUGUUUGCUGCAUGAAGCUGACUCUGCCCCCCAUCCAUAAAGUCCAAAUCCUAAGCUUGCCCCAACCCGUUACCAUUCUAGUACCCAACCUCCUCCUCUUCCUGUUCCCAUAAGAGGUUGAUAUUCCCCCUGCUUUCUUUCUCCUGCUUUUAUGGAAGCCCUGGAUAUCACAUGCUGAAGGCAAGAUCUAAUACCCACAGGCCACCCUUGGCUCCUUUGUCCCCUUUACAACUCAUAGGCUAUCCCCAACUUGACACUUAUUUAAAGCGUUUAUUUAUUUAUAUGGCAUUCACAGAACCCCAGGAGCGGCCCUGGCCCCUUGAGAUGUAAAUUAAAGCAACUUCAUUUUCAUAGUUUCUCCGUUCCAAAUCCCCCAUUGUUUAUUUAAAUAGCAGCCGAUGCAUCUUGCAAGUCAAGGAUGAUAAUUAAGGGAAGAAGAGCUGGUCUCUCAGGGAAGCUGUGCUUUCCUUUCACAGCAUCCCCCAGCCUCACUGUCAAAGGCCAGUGCAAAAGAGCUAGUGCCCAGGGAGCCAGAGAUGUUUGUGGGGGAGGAGUACUUUAUCAGGAGGCUCGAUGUUGGGGGAUGUUGGAUGAUGGGCCUGCUGCCGGAGCUCAGCCAUGCAGAAUGGAACCAGACAGAGCUUUUCCAGUCUCGCAUGCUUCUCAGUCUUCUCCUUGUCUGUCAUCUGCCUCCCACCUCCAUCCAGCACACUACAGACAACUAAUGCAGGGACCCUGCCACACACACCGGGGCUGACCACAGGGUUGCAGGAAAUGUGUUCUUUCUGGCCUUUCUCUGGCUGUGUCCAAGGCUCACCUCAGUCGUGAGGUUCUCAAUCUACCUUCUUCUCCACUCUAUCCCCCUACCAGAGAUGAAUAGUGUCCUUCACAUUGAGAAGAGGAGAGCCACCUCCUCCUGACCAGUGAGGAGGCUUGACACAGUUAACCCAGCCCAAAUGGACCUGGGGUAGUUCCCUGCACACUGCUGACAAAUCCCCGAAAGCAGUAAAGGAACAAACUUCACACUUCAGUGUUCAAAGCGGGUCAUGUGGAGACCAAGAGUGUUUGCACUGGGGCAGGUGAUGGUCCUAAUUUGAGGAAUAUGAGUAGUUUUUCAUUCUCUGUUCUUUCUCCUCCUUUGUAAAAUCAGUUUUUUUCUGUCAUCGCAUACAGCAUAUUACACUAUGGAACAAUACAGUAGACUUCACUGUUUUGCACAAACACAGACUGUAAAGCGAAAAACUGUAUCUACAGUUUCCUUGAGGGAUGUAAACUUGGAUAUUAACAUUGUUUUUAAAUAUUUUAUACACACACACACACACACACACACACACACUGUAGCUGUCUUCAGACACACCAGAAGAGGGCAUCGGAUCUCAUUACAGAUGGUUGUGAACCAUGUGGUUACUGGGAAUUGAACUCAGGACCUCUGGAAGAGCAGUCAGUGCUCUUAACCACUGAGCCAUCUCUCCAGCCCAUGGGUACUGACAUUUUUGUCUGCUCAUUAGUUUCAUGUAAUAAACAUGAAAUCUACAUGAUCAAGGUCUGCUGAUGAGUCUGGUUUCCCAAAGGGUCACUUGUUGGGGUCAUGGCCUUUUGAGAGCCUGUAAGACACAGAGGAAGGUGUGUUCUGCCUGAGUUGUAAGGAGACUGUGGGUGUCUGGUCCAGGGGGCCAGAGGAACCCAUGGCAGGAAUAGCUGGGUGCCUCUCAGCUGUUAAAAAUAACCUUCAAAUCAAUGUUGGGGGGACACAGAGAUGAGGAGGGACAAGCCAACCAAAGAGCAGGUGACAAAGCUAUGGAACUUCCUGAUGGGCAGGCUUUGGGGUAAAAGCUCAGACCAUGCCAUUAGAAGUCCGCAUAAAGAUUCAGCUGUGAGUUACCUAGGAGGAGGAGAAACCCUGCUUUAUUAACUUGAAUGCAGAGAACAUGGAGAAUGCACACCCAUCAAAAUAAAAUCAUAAGCUCAGCAGGAGGGUGCGCCUCUGAUCUUUCUGCUCUGAUCUCAGCAGUGAUGAUUGCUAGCUUUGAGGAGUGGGGAUUCCACACACCAUCCAUCCAAUCUCAAAGCGCCCCACCCCUCACUGACUCACCCCUGCUGCCUCCAACACCUUCCUCCCUAAGCUGUGAAGAUGCUUUUUAAAGACAAAUCCCUUGAGCCCUCAGCUUGCCGGCCCCUUCUGCUCUGAACUCUUGCUCCUUGUUCUCCCAUCACAGGCAGAUCCACGAGCUGCUGAUGCACCUUGGGACUCUGGAGCACUCAGUGAUGUAAACCAAAGUCCCCUCGAGCUCCUAAGAGAUAGGACCUAUUUCCAGGAGUUUCUUACUUGCUCAUGUAUGAUCCAUUAUCUCUCCAUCUGUCCUUCCUUCCUUCCUUCCUUCCUUCCUUCCUUCCUUCCUUCCUUCCAUCCAUCCACUCAACCCCGUUUCUUUUGGUUUCUCAUUCCCUUGUGUAUCUGUCCAUCUGUCCUUCCAUCCCUCCAUUCCUAUUCCAAUUUCUUUCACACUCUCUUGGGUAUCCACACGUCUACCCACCCACCCCAUCCAUCAGAUACUAUUAGCUCCGAUUGUGUAUGUCAAGCACUGCACUUACUAUUAUAUAUGCUGCUGGUUUAUGUGUUUGGAUUCUGUGGUUGUUUUUUUUUUUUUUAACAUUUCAUAGAAGGUUGCUGCCAGUAUUAGGGCAGUCUUUUACACUUUACAGUUCUCUAAGAAGCACCAGGAUGCACCUCAAGCACUCUCCCUCUAGACCCUACGUGCCCAUUAUUUUCUGCAGUGACCUAUUUUAAGAAAGAUUUUUCUGGCACCCUUUAAAUUAACCUCAUUAUGCACGCCUUAUUUACUUUUCUCCCAUCUCUCAUGUUUUUAGCCUUUCUGAACUCCUACACUGUGGAGUUACAAUGAUCUUCCACUGCGUGACUCAGUCGUCCGUGCUUGUUUAGAAGAAUCACAAUAUAUGAGUUUAUAAUAUGUAUAUUUUCCAUAAAUAUACUGAAUGCUUGCCAAGUUUCACAUGCCCCCUCCUUUUUUCUUUCCUUUUUAAAUUCAAAAAAUUUCUAGUUGUGUUUAUUCUCACCGUCAGCAUACUUUAUCAUAUCAAAGCCUUUUCAGGCACUGUAAAACUACUGAGUUGUGUUUGGGUCAUGUUUUGCGGUAUGCCCUUUAAUACUGUAGCUUUAGAAAUGCAAUUUUCAGCCUCUGCUUAUUAGAAUAUGAUAAAGUAUUCCCGGUCUAUGUCCAGCUCCACUAAUCUCCAGACUGCGCUUCAUGAAUUAAGCAUGAAGAUUUUAGUCAAUGUGCUUUCAAAGACCAAUGUUUAGGGAAUCAUGGAUUUUCUACAAGCUGAGGGGAAAAUCUAUAAUAGGAGGAACUGAUUUUCAAACAUCAUAUUCCCAAGAAGAAAUGUCCAGUUCUGGCCCAGAAACAGAAAAUGUUUUGCUAUCAGAAUAUUCUAGAACCAUUUAAGAGUGCAUUGUGCGGGUUAGUUUAUUAAAGAGAUGGUGUUUUUAAAUGUGUGAGGCCAUCUAUCAUGCAGGAGGAUUUCAGAUGCUGGCUUAUUUUGGAAAAGCUCAUUCAGAUUGGGUUAACAUCAAGGAGAGAAUGCAAAUUGAAUUUGUAAGAUAUUACUAACUUACCUCUCUUCCACUCCACCGCCCCCUGCAUGCCCUGGCUCCUCUUGCUUUAUAUAGUUUAGCAAAUAGCCAGAGAUCUCUUUAUAGGAUAAGAGAUCUCCCCUAGGGGAGAGACUUAGAGCUUGUGCAUAGGCCUCAGUGAAGCCACAUUGAAGGUAGAUUGCAUCAGGUGUGUUUUGUGGUAGCCAACAGGCAAGCAUUUGAGAAGGACAUCAUCUUUCAGCGUCAUCAACUUAAACAAAAUGGAGGCAUCUUUCCAGGAGGAUGUAGAAGCAAUUAAGAUCUAGAGGGCUGUGGAAUAUCUGAGACAAGCUCUCAGGCACUCAUAUUCCUGUCAGCCUUGGAGUCCUGGUGCUGUUUGGCGAGACUGCACUUGGUGCUCUCAUACUUACUUUCAUGAUCGUUGAUAUCUUGUGUGUGUGUGUGUGUGUGUGUGUGUGUGUGUGUGUGUGUAAGAAAGAGAGAAAGUGUGUUUAUUCAUGCAGAUGUAAUUAUAUAUAUGUAUGUGGAAUACAUACCUAUGGAAGCUAUACACAGGAUUGCCUUUGGUAUUCUACUUUUCCCUUCUAUUAUCGGCCUAGAGUUACCAAGGAGCGGGUCACUGAGCCCCAGGGAGCUGCCCAUCUCUGACUCCCUGAUGCUGGAACGAUAAGUAAGAAGCUAUGAAUGAUUUCUUCCAGGUCUAAGUUCUGGGGACCAAACUCAAGUCAGCCUUACCAACUUAGCUAUCCCCCCAGCCCUUAUUGGACCUUGCAUCGGACAUCUUUCUCACACAGUGCUUUACUAAGCCCUUGAUCUCAGCAGUUCAUCCCCAUCCUGGUUUGCUCUCAUGGCAGCUGAGGCUGGAGGGAUUCCAGCUCGUUGCUUGGACAAUUGGAAUUAGGCAGAGUUAGUAUCUUGCUACCAAGGCUCGUCGGAUCCCCAAGUCAGAACAACCAGUCCCUGCUUGGUGGUUCUCAGACACUGGUCUGUUUGGACGAUAUUAGAUCAUCUAGUAAUGCGGGCACAGUGUGCAACCGGGAAGCUGUGCUCAGCCAGGUUUCAAUGGUUGCUGAUGACAACUUAUCCUCUUUUCCAAUGCAGAGAUCAAGACAAAAAUGUAAAUCAUUUCCAAUUAGGGGGCUGCAGUUGAAACGUUCCCCCCUUUGAGGAAGACAGGAACAUUCUCAGCCUGUCUGGCUUUAUCUGUGAACCUACGGGAUCUCUCAGGGGCUUUAAAUUAAUCAAUCAAUCCAAAGACAUUGAACUGAAUCUCUACCUCUGGUCUGGUACUUUGAGAUGUGUUUUAAAUGAAAAGGAAGCAAAAGGGCUGGCUGCCUUGCUCCCCGCAUAGCCCAAGGCUGCCUGCCCUGGCUGGGGAAUCGCCAGUCAGUUCAAUCACGCAGCCGCUCUGACCGGUGUUUUUCACUAAACUGACCCCAGUUGUGUGUAGACACGGUCUCCAGAGAGGGACAUCACCUCCUUCCCAGCCUUCACCAUUUAAUCGUUCUUGACACGAGUUUUACCAGAAAUGCAGCAAAACCCAGCCCUGUCAAUCACCAUUUGCUCCCAAAUGUCAGAACAGCACCUCGAGACACAGGUGCGCAAGGGCAUGUCCCUAGAUAUCGGUGUUAGGAAGUGUCCAGCACAGACAGUGAGGAAGGGGAAACUGUGACUCCAUAGUAACAGGGGCAUGCUGAAACUUCUUAAGGGGGACCUCCGUCCACAGAUACUCUCCAAAUAAUGUCCAUUCCCAGGGAAAGACUGGCUGUGUGUGACAACUGCUGAACGGUGGCAACAUAGCAGUCACCUGGAGGUCACUAUGUAAGUGGGUCAAAGAAGCUGGAUAUUGGGUUCUCAGACAAGGGUCCCAGCUGCAGCUCCAGCCCUGUGUUGACGCAGUUGAUGUGUUAUAAGAGAAAUGGUGAGCAGAGGGCUCAUCUCAGUGCUGGGGCCGGUUCUUAGGAUCUCCAAGACCCUGGGUUGAAGAAGAGAGAGAGAGAGAUAGCUCAGGGAGACAGCCUGCCUCCUAGGCUCAGGAUUUGCAUGUGACAUCCUGCCCACUUUAAGUACCGGCUCCUUAUUCCUUCCUCUUUCUUGUUCCACAUUUAUCUGUUUGCUUCAUUUUUUUUGUGCGCCUGUACACAUGAAUGGAGGUCAGAGGACAGAGUUCAAGGAUGGUUCUCUCCUUAGUGAGGCGGGGUCUCUGUCUUGCCAGUCUCUGUUCCUGCUGGAGCCUCUCCUCUGUACCCCACAUCUCCCCUCAGGGGUAGUAGGAUUACAGACGUGUGCUACCACACCCAGAUUUCUACGUGACUUCCGGGGAUGGAACUCAGGCCGUCAAUUCUGAGUAACACACUCUUAUAUGCUAAACCAUCUCCCCAGCCCCUGACGCAUUUCCUCUCAGCCCUGCAUAGGCCAAAAAGUCUAUGCUCAGGGAAGGAAAGACAAGGGCAAGAGGGCAGCAGGUGACUCGCCCCGCCCUCCAGGAACCAACAUCUUCAUUCUGUUUAGUCAAGGUCUAAAGAGGGGGCAGAGAAUCCUCAUUAUCAAUGUCAGCUAGUCAGUGUCAACCCUAAGACUAGAAUCUUCCAGACUGGCAGGUGACUUCUGGUACUGGACAAAACUGCACUAAAACCAGAGCAGACAGUGAGAUGGGAGAGCAUGAGUGUCUAGACACAGAACGUGGAGACAAUGAACGCUGGGCCCCGGGGCCUCUGAUCAGCAACGGUGGGGAUGAGUUUUCAUCCUCUCUGCACAGUGAUGCGGAGUACACCUACACUGGUGUGCCAUGAAUCCCUCUCUGGUGUUGUAGGGAGGAGUCUGCCCUGUCCUGAAGCCAUCACAGUGUUGGCGUGGCGAUCAGCAGCCCUGAGCAGACCUAGGGAUAGAGUAGGACAUGCUCCUCGAAUCUCCACCGGAUGUGACGGUCAGCCUCGCUGUACAGGUGCCCAGGGCAUUCAGUUUCUGCUGAGAACAUAGGAAGGAGAUGUGAAGGCCCCCACUUUACAGAUCGGGACUUGGGGAAUUACUUUAGACAGCCACUGCCUCCUGCCACGGGCUGGGCGGGGCCUCUCCGAAUCCGCCCACCCUCCCUGUCUUCCUGACUCACUGAUCACCGGACACCCACCUCCUGGUUUUCAACAGAUAGGAACUGAACCUUCUUCUUCUCCUCUUGGGAAUUGGAGAAAGGCAAGUUUCAAGGAUAAAAUGUUAAGGGAGACUCCUCUUCCCUCCUUGACUGAAUGCAGAGGAAGAGAAACCGCCAGGGGGUUGAUGGGCCAUAUAAUUUCCAAGACAUUGUCCACACCCCUCUCCCACCUUUGUAAACAAACUUGUUUUCUUUUUAUAGGGGAAGGAAUAACUUUGUCUGUGGUGUGCAAAAUAUAUAUUUCCUAACGUUAAAUCAAGAAGCUGUUACUACCAAAUAAGAACCUGUGUGUGUGUGUGUGUGUGUGUGUGUGUGUGUGUGUGUGUGUGUGUGUGUUAAUUGUUGGGAUAUGUAGAGAGGAAUACUCAGAACCAGCAAUCAGCCUUGUCUUCAGGAGGAACAAAGGAUUAAGUUGGAGAGACUGCACUGGUAUUGUUAGCAGGCUACUGCAGUGAAGAGUAGAGAAGGUGAGAUUCCAACUGGGAAUAUUAGCCUAUGCAGAUCGCCACCCGGGGUAUUCAGCUCUGUUUAAAGUGCAGGGCUCCGUCUUGCCUUAUGAUCCAAUUGUUUUAUUAGCGAGAUCAUUGCAUGUUUCAUUUUGCUACAGUAAUAGCCCAAGUGUCUGUCUAACGAUAAAUUAUAGAGUCGGGCAAACAAUGGUUUUGUAUUCGGGAUAACAAUGAAAUAUCUUAUUAAAAUGCAGGCUUCCUUGAGUCCCUGAAAUUAGAGUCUUAUUUGAAAGUGAUUCCUCGGAGCUUAAUUCACUGGUUUGAACUAACCACAGGAUGAGAAUGAUUGUUUUUGUCAGGGCCCAGAGGUACUGGGGAUAGUACCUGUUUUUCCCUGGGAUUUCCCCCUUCCUAUUUUAACAUCCCAUUCUCUACUCCGGAGAUCUUCUGGGCUUGACAAUGAGAGGCACCUGAGGAGCUACACCCCUCAGCAUGCAAAAGGUAAAUUGAGAUCUCAGGCAGACAUGUACUUCCUGCCAGGGCCCUCUGGGCGCUCUCUCUCUCUCUCUCUCUCUCUCUCUCUCUCUCUCUCUCUUCGCCCCCCCCUCUCCUCUCUUUCCUCUCUCUCUCUCUCUCCCCCCUCCCUCCUGCCCUCUUCCCUCUCCCCCCUCUCUCUCUCCCUGCCGGGGGUGGGGGGGUGGGGGGUUGGGGGGUGGAGGAGUGAGGGAGUGAGGGAGUGAGGGAGUGAGGGAGUGAGGGAGUGGGGGGGUGGGAGGGUGGGUAUCCAAGGAAACAGGAAGCAGGGUCUCAUGCUCUGGUGCUGGGAACUGAACUCUGGUCCUCUACAGGAGUAACCAGUCUCUUUCCUCCUGGGCCGUCUCUCCAGCCCUGGGUCACGUGGUUUUGUAUUGUGGAUCCUCAGUAUCCUUUUCAUUGCUGAGAAGACAGAGGCUUAAAGAGGCCAUUCCCUGGGUCCCUGUAGCUUGGCAGAGUGUGAUUCGGAGACACCGUCUCCGAGGUCUGACCCCAGCGCACUUUUCACUCAUCGAUGCUGAAUCGCUUUCAUUAGUCUUCUCCCUGAUGAGAACCUUUCCGCGAUUUUUGGAUGCUGCUCGCCCGAUAUUUAACACUCUCAGCCACUCAGCCAUUUUUAGGUUGUGAAAGGGGAGAGUCAGAUGGCUGGGUCGGUCGGCCUGUUUUUUCCUCUCCUCUUGAGGCAAUCUCCUGGAGAACCAGGGCUGACCUCCCCUUGGUGUGCAGCUCUCCUCCUGGGUGCUGUGAUUAUGAGCUUGAGCCACCACACUUAGUUUAUGCUACAUUAAGCGUUGAACCUCGGGCUUCUUCCUGGAUGCUGGGCGAGCAUUCUUCCGUUCGAGCGAGCCUCUUCCAGCUCCUCAAUCCCUUUAUAUCAAUCCCAAUUCAUCACGUUCCACCUGACUUCAUGCUCUGUCACCCCCGGACAGGCUGUGCCUCGCUAUGGGGUGCAUUUUGGGGACAGAACUAUUAUUUUCAUCGCACAGACACGGUGGCAUCUGAAGCUCAGAGUUUUUGUGCCCCCCCACUGCACCCCCCAAGCUCAGAGUUUAAAUCUUAGAUCCAGUCCAGCUGGUGGUGACUUGGAGAUGAGGGCAGCUGCUCUGUGCCUGGUCAAAGGUUGUCGUUGUGCCCACCUUACCUGCAGACAUUGAGAGGACUGGAGAGCUUUACACAUUAAAAAGAGGGUCUAGACCUAGAGAAGAAGCUGAAAUUGAAGACGGCUCUGUUCUUUAGCUGCUUGGACCCUGUACAGUUUGGAUGAGGUCGAAGGAGUGACCCCCACCCCACCCCCUUUGCUUUCCACCGCCCCAAGUGCCUGUUGGCUGCUUCAAACACUGGAACCAAGCACGGUGAGGCCUGUGUUGAAUUCCAUCUCUCAGGAGGCUGAGAACUAUACAUUUGGGGCCAGCCUAGGCUACAUAGUAUGGCCCCGUCUAAAGAAUACAAACAAACAGAAAUCUCAUGAGACUCAGUUAAUGGGUAAAGGCUCAUGCCACACAAUCCUGAUGACCCGAGUUCAAUUCCUGGGACCCAGGUGAAAGUAGAAAGAGGGAACCGACUGGAUAAAGUUGUUCUCUAACCUCCAUAGGCACCACACACACAAUGUUGUUGUUGUUGUUGUUGUUGAUGAUGAUGAUGAUGAUGAUGAUGAUGAUGAUGAUGAUGAUGAUGCAAAAACUACAAAGCCAGGUAUUUCUUCGCCUGGCUGGACCCAGAAGUAUUUCACGCGUGUGUGCCAAGGGGAUCCUUUCAGGCACCUCCUUUAUUUUCUCCACCGUAUUUCUGCCUUCACAUCCUCAGUACCACCCUCCUUCAGACUAUUUCUGUUCACACUUCCACCUUGUGGGAACGAGACUCUUUGCUCAGCAAGCAUCCCUGAGCCUAUAUAAGCUAAGCUCCUCCUGAGAAGUGGUCCUGAGGAAAGGAGAAAGAAGAGACCUGCCAUCUCUCAAGCACCAAGUCACUCUUGGUGACAAAAUUGCCCUAACCUGAUUUAUGUAAUAUAAACUAGCCAACGUUUCAUAAGCGGUGUGAUCUAUGUAAAGUAAUUAUUUAGUGUUACGUAUCUUUCCUUCUUCAGCACUAUAUAGUGGACAUUAGCUUCUUCUGGGCCUCCCUACUGUCCCAGUCCUCUGCCUCCUUCCCUGUCCCUCCUCUCAUCUCUCUUCCUCCCUCCUUUCCUGUUCUGUCUAUGUUUUCUUUUUCUCUUGAAACCUUCCGGAUUUUGUUUUCUUUGUAAAACCUUUAAGAGGCAAAAGGGAAAAGUUGUUGUGUCCCCAAGAGCCGUGAGUGCUUUCUCUUCUUUCUCUUCUUUCACCUGGAACCCUGCAAGUUGAUGGCUUCCUGUCACCUGGCCUAGCCUCAGUACUGGAAUCUUCAUCGGUCUCUGGUUAUCUACAAAUGUUUGCCCGGCCAAUCUGGCCUCCCGAGGCCCAUCGUCUCAGCCCGUGCCCCUGUACCUAAUCUAUACUUGUGACUCGAAUUCUAGGCCACCGUACUUCGCCAUCAAAACAAAAUCUAACACAACACAAGAGAAGGACCACCUCCAGGGAGCCUCCCGUUCCAGACUCCCAUUUUCAGGGAAGGGGAAGCAAGCUUACUCCCGAGUACACCAGUCUCCUCUUAACACUGUGAGGAACAGAACAAAGAGUCAAAACUAUGUCCCCUGCUUUAAAUGUGUGCACUGUCAUCCUUUAUAAGGCAAACCUAUUGUCAGGUUGUUUUUUUAACUGUUCUACUGCAUUUGAUUAUCUAUUGUCUGUGUGCGUACAAGUACACUUAAGCAUACACACACACACACACACACACACACACACUCACGCACACACACACACAAGUGUUACAACACGGUGCAUGUGUGGAGAUGAGAUGAGAAGGUGGGAAAGUCUGCUCUCUCCUCCCACCAUGCAGGUUCUGGAACUGAACUCCUUUUUCCAGCUUGGUGACAAGUAUCUAAACCCAUUGAGCCACCUUGGCAGCCCUAUAAACAAUUCUUACAAAACAUUUUUAAGAAAUGAGAGCCCAGUCCAGAAUCCUAGUGCUAGCCCCUUGCACCAGCAGGUGGGGACCCCCUUCUUUCCAGCAUCCCAGAGGCAAAUGCUAUCUUGGCUUAUCCAGGCCUAGGUACUCAGGGGCCAUGUGCGAGCCCCCAUCCUGAUGGAGCAUGUAUUGCUUGAUCAUCAUUUUGUUCUGUUUUCCGUGUGCAAGAGUGGGUGUGCAUGGGAAAGAAGUGGAAGUACUCACUUCUCCUGGUGGACUCAGCACUGUGGCCCUGAGUGGGCAGCUCUUCUGGCUGGGCAGAACACCUCAGUCUCUUACCCUCAGGUACCUUCUUGUAAGGAGAUACAUUUUUCUCAGAGGAAUGGCCUGGCAGAUUAAGGACAUUGUUCCCUGGUACACUGGUAUACUUAGAGUCUGUGGCUAUCGAAGUAACCGUCCACAACCAGUCACUGGUAUUUCUUGAAGGGAGUCAAAAUUGGCACCCAAGCUAUAAUGAGCACUUAAAUAUCUUAAGUAUCAGCAAACACAAAAUUCGUGUCGAUUCUGUCCGGCUUGUAGGAUAGUCUCCUGUUUUUCCCUUCAGCAGUCUUUUAGAACAGUUGGGAGCAUUUGAGCCUUUAUAUAGUCUUUACAUCAUUUCUCUCUGGGUUCGUAUGAAGGACCCCCUUUGCCAUACAUAUGAUCUCUUCUUCCUGCCUUUCGGGAUGUUUGAAUGUGGCACGCCAUGUCUUUUACAAACUGAUUAUUGAGGAAGAAGGAAAGAGAAGGACAGAGAAAAAAGGAAAAAGAGAAACUGCAUCCUGUUAUACUCUUCCCUGAUUCAGGAAAUGUCUUACCCCCUUCAUAGGAGCCCCUCCACACCACCCCACCCCACCCCUGAACAAAGCUGAGUCCUCUUGACCUCGAAGCUUUAAGAAGCUAAAAGUGCACUAGACAAGGUGGAAAACAAAAAGCUCGAAAUUAGGGGCACCCAGUUGAAUCCAUGAAUGGAUCCAGACAAACACAGAGCCGGCCUGUUAGGCACAGUGAAAGAACAUUUCCCCAGAACCCCAGGAUUCUUUUUCUUUCUUUUCUUUUCUUUUCUUUUCUUUUUUUCCUUUUUUUUUUUUUUUAAAGUAGGGGCCGCCAUUGUCAUUCAGAAAACCCCAGGCUGUUCUGAAAACAGGCAAAAAUCAAUAGCCCACUGGCUGAAGACCAGCGCGUGCUGAAAACAAGAGAGAACCUGAGCAUUCCAGGGCUUGGCUCUCUGGGUCGAGGAAACAAUUGGAGAAAUUGUCCUUAACUCGUCCACAGUGGCAACCCCGGCAGAUUAACUGUGUCCAGCGGUCAUUCGGUGCGGGAUGAAUGGGCGGAAUGGACUGUGUUUGUUUUUGUCUGUCUGCCUGGGGCCCGGUGAACUGAAUAGAGUUCUCCCUCAAAACAGUCAGUAUCCUUGUGAAAGCGCUGCGGAGAGACGGUGAGAAUGGGGACCAGGCAGAAUAAUAAACGGUUUCGAUUAUUAAGUGGUCAAGACAGAAAGUAACACAACAGGAAAUAAAUACAGCAACCAAGGACACAUUUAAUACCGUAUUCCAAAAUCACAUAUAGUAAUGUGGUAGCUCAUACCUGAAAUCUAGUACUCUGGAGUUAGAGGUCAGCCUGAGCACUAUAGCGACACCCUCUCACACAUGUAUGUACAAAAAUUAUAUUAUUUUUAUUAAAAAUUGUUAUAUUCUGUAAAAUAUACUAAACAGUAUAAAAACAGUGUAAGAUGUUUUUUUAAAAAGUAGGUUCUCACCCUGUAGUGAUGGCUGUCCUAGAAUCUCUCGGCUACCCAGGCUGCCCUUGAACUCAUAGAGAGCAUCCUGCCUCUGCCUUCCGAGUGUUGAGAUUAAAGGUGAGCCCCACCCUGCCUGGUUUAUGCCUGGUUUAUGCAAUGCAACUAUAAAAGCAGUGAUGCUCAUGAACCACCAAGAUGGUUUUGUGGGUAAAGAUGCUGUCAUGCCUGCUGAGUGGUUUGUCCCUGGGACCCACUUGAUGGCAGGGGUGGAGAAAUGACCCCCCCAAACUGACUUCCACAUACAUGCGGUGACAUGUGUGCACCCUACCCCCACAUAUCUACAGAUAAACAUAAUUAAAAAAUCUAAAGAAUGGUGAUCUCAUUGGAUAUUGAUACAAAAAAAUUCUCGACUUUUCUCCCCUCUCUCUUUGCCUGUGAGUGGAGAAAAGUGGAGGUUUGCAAAGAGAAACUUGCCUUUGCAGGUUUCCGUGGCUUUUGAAAGGUACGGAUGUUUUAGUUGGUGAUGAGGUCUAUACGCUGGCAAGACCUAGCACCCGAAGCAGCCAAAAGGGUCUCAGUGUGAACUCUCGUCUUGAACUGAGUGAAACUUUCAAGGAGAUGGCUCCGAGGCACCACAGAGAUUUAUUAGUGGGAAUUAGGAGAAUGGGUGAGUAUGUCAGGGUCAAGGGCAGAGCUUGCCCACCUAGAGUUUCCCUUGUGGAUCAGUCAUCUCCUUUACCCAGUGCCCCUUAAUACCAUGGGAUACGGAGGGCUUGCCCAUCAAAUAGGUCAACCACAUAUUCAACUAAAGACACAGGACUCCUUGGGGUCCUGUGUGCAUGGGAAGCCUGUAGAAAUAUCACUCUCUGGGACUACGGAGAUUGCUCUCCAAUCUGAGGACCCAAGUUCAAUUCCUCAGGACCCGCAGACAGAGCUAUGAACGGUUGGAACACUCUGAGAAUCUGAUUGCAAUCCCACAGUGGAGGGACGCAGAGACUGGUAGAUCCGUGGGGCUCACUAGCCAGCCAGCAUAAGGUUGGUGAGUUCUGGCCAGUUAAAGGCUGUGUCUCAAUAAGCAAGACAGAUGGUGCCCAGGGAAUAAUACUACAGUUGACCUUUGGCCCCUGUAUGCACACAGUGGCUCUGACUUAUAAAAAAAAUUAUGAAGUCAACCCCCACGUAGAUAACUGCAACACGGAGUGUUGUCCCAAGUACAAAGGGAAGUCUCUCAGAGCUUCCUGUUUGGUGAGGGUAUUAGAGUUGCCUUAGAGCAUCUCACACAAUGAAAUAUGGUUCCCAGGAGGCCCAAGAAGACCCAGCAUGCGCCUGUAGCCCUGCCACAGGCCCUAGCAGACCCAAGCUGACUCCAUACCAUGAUGCUGACAUGGCUGUGACAUUGGAUUCUAAAGGGUUGCAGCUGUGUACUGUAGAAUGACAGGGUCUAUCCUGUUUCCUUUUCUUUCAAAACCUUCUCUUGUAUAAAUCCAGUUUACAACACUACUAGAAUCCCCCCAAAAGCCAUAGCUAAAUGAUUCUGUACCUUUAGCCCACGUUCUUGCCCUGGGCAAGUCAGCUAGAGUCCAGGUCACCUCUACAAAAGCUAGGCUGUCAUUUCACCUGUCCUCCAGAGGCCCGAGAGCUUCUUCUGUGCAGAAACACACAGAAAGAGUUAAAUUCUUGGGUCAGACCCGAGCAGACCCAUAAUGUGGAAGGGUCAAAGGCAGGUCAGAGCCCUUCUGUCUUCCUGUCAGUUGCUUUCAAAAGGAACAGCCUUCACUGAAGUGCAGGGACCUCUCCUACUUCCAGUUCCUCCUUUAGAUGGCUCUGGACCCAGGAAGACCAAAGCCAGGUCGCCUGCCCUCCAGGGCCAUCUGGCCCGGGACGGCUUUCCUCCUCUUCAUCUUUAACCUUUUUAGAAGUCACAAAGUAGUAAAUGGUCUUCAUUUCAGGAUCUGGGCGCAUGAAUAGUCUGACCGCUGUAACUUUCCGUGCGCUCUAUCUACCUGCUAUAUUACCAGCAAUAAAAUCUUUCCUUUUUUUUCUUCUUUAACGACUUGGUAAAAGAGAAUCUUUGGCAUCCUCACAUCUGGGCCUUUCCCCCCUAAUUUUUCUGUACUGGGUGGGAAAAAAUGAAUCAGUUGUUACAUGGUAUACCCCACCCCCGUCCUGCAGACUUAUUGUACAGCAGCCGUUACGGAAGGUCUGUUUUCAGAAGCCCCACCUUCCCCCCAACCCAAGAAUUUUAUUUAGUGAAGACGGCCAAGUUUGCAUGCCUAUCAGCACCCAGGCUCUCUGCCAAUAUUUCACUCCUUGCACUUUGGAAGUAAAACGUCCGAGCCGGUUUUGGGUUUUUUUGUUUUUGUUUUUUUUUUUCUGUCUUGUUCUGUUGUUGAAUUUGUCUUUGAUAAUGUCAUUUUUUUAAGGGGAAGCUGGUGUUGGCACCUGCCCCCCCCCCCUUCUUCAGAGAAAAGAAACAGGCACAACCCAGAAUUUCCAUCGGAAGAGCUGAAGAACACUUGAUUUAAAGGAAUAUUUCUAUGUUCUAGGCAAAGUUCUGACAUGGUAUUUUUUAAUUUGUUCGGUUUGGGUUCUUUUUGUAGGUACCUGUAUUCUUUCGGACUACAUGUCCUCCCGUCUGCCAGGCUGCCUCUCCCAACUCUCCCAACUCUCCCAACUCUCCCAACUCUCUUGUCACACUCGUUCUUUUUUUUUUUUUUUUUCUGGAGCUGGGGACCGAACCCAGGGCCUUGUGCUUCCUAGGUAAGCGCUCUACCGCUGAGCUAAAUCCCCAGCCCGGUCACACUCGUUCUUAAAGCUUACCAGCCUGUAUUUGGGUACUAGUUUGGGUUUUGCCUGGCUUUGUAAGUCUAAACCAGCAAAGCAUUCAGUCUAGUCAAGAAAAUAAAGGAGGUGGGUGGGCUGGGAGCAGUCCAAGAUGUAUAUUGGGGACGGACGUCAGUAUUAGCCUCAUCCUGAUAAUGUCUGUUCCUUCUUCCUGCUGAUUCCUGCCCUCCCGGCAUCCCAACCCUUUCCUGCUUCUGCGAGUCCGUUUCUGACAGAUGCUUUGCUCAUAUGUGUGUGCGUACACGGGGGUGGCAUAGAACCUAAGUGAUCUGUACCCCCACCUCCACCCCCACCCCCACCCCCGGUUCCAGUGACGCAAACGACCUUUAUUUAGCAAGAGGUAGCUCUGCGAAUCCGCUGAAUGUCCGAUUGCGAUCUCGCCGGAAAGACUGCUGCUUCAGCAAGGUUUCUUUGCUGGUCUGUGGCAAGGUCCCCCGCUUCAUUUUCAAGGUGUCCCCGCUUGGUGCCUUUGAAGGGUUUUUAAUGGAUUCGCUUGAUAUACCUUCCAAAUGGAGUACUUUGUGCGUUAAUUCAGUUUGUGAUAAAGAUCCCUUUUACCCUCCUUUUCAUAAUUCUUCCCAGAGAUAUGAAGUACACUAGAAGGUUAGAUGUAGCAUUUAAUUUUUCCACAAAAACCUAUCCAUAGAGGGUGGGGGGAGAUUCAAUUUCAUUACUAUUCAUGUGUAGGAAUAUUGAAGGUGGUAUACUAAAGGAGGUAACUAUUUCUUCUUCUAUCAAAGGGAGAACAAAUCUGUCUUUGAACAAGUCGCUCAGUUCUUAUUUAAAAGAUAAAAGGUCACCUACAAUAUCAUCGCUUUAAAGUGGCAGUGUUCAGGUAGGAAGGGAGCUGUCUUACCUGGACGUAUUAAUUUCACAUUCUGCUUGAAAAAAAAAAAAGUUCUGUGCACUUACUGACUGAGUUCUGACACCCUACACCUGUUUCCCGUAUCCUAAAAGGAGCCCCAGCCCCACCGCCCCCCACCACAAACCCCACAAAUACUGAUAUGAGCACCUGGUUUUUAGAUUCAGUAUGAGAAUUAAAACCAGAAAUGUAACUUGGCUCUCUCCUUAAUCAGGCCACACCAGAACUAGUGAUAUAAAUCUGAUAUCACAAGUGCAGAUGUGAAACAAGCCUCCUCUGUGAGGUCCUCGUCAUUGUCAGUGUCAUCCAUUUCUAUUUCCAAGUAUAGUAACAAGUCGAACAGUAGUAACGAUAGGCAGGGCACGGUGUCUCGUCACACACAGGACUCUGAGAACGGCGAGCCACCUCAUUCCACACUCAUGUUUCCCAACAUGUUUGAUUGCUUUUUGUUUUUGUUUCUUUUUAAUAUGCAGGAGCCAGGCAAAGUUGUGUUGUGAAGAUCAAUUUCAAUUUGAUGUUAUUUAAUUGAGUUUGGCGAUUAAAUAUGUAUCCCUCCCACGCCCUUGUGUGUCUGUGGUCACGAAAGCACACUAAAUAGCAAGUUGCUCAUCAUCUAAUUAGAGAUUUGUUCAUUGAAAACACAACCCUUGGUGGGUUUGCUCUUGGGCAGGGAGUGAAUUGUGAUCUGCUACAGGACCUUUGGCGAAAGAAAGACAUCUGCUCCUUGUAUAUCUACCCAAACACUGGUGACGGUAACCUGGCUCUUUAUUUUAGGGCCUCUGUCAACACAAUUAGAUAAUAUUAAUAAUAGUAAUAAUAAUAAUAAUUAUUAUUAUUAUAAAGAAAAAUAGAAGAGGUUGGUGACGGGAUGGUGAAGGACACUCUUUAUUUGAAAGGAAUAAAUUGUCUACCAUAACAGAAUUUCUCAGUGUUUCUGUUAUAUUAAAUAAGUCUGGGUAUGUGGUAUAUGAAUUCCCAGAGACCAGCCUGCCUUCCCACCCUACCCCCCAGCCCCCAUGCCCCCUACAAAUACUUAUAAUGUUUCUACUGACAGCCCAGGACUAAGCUUGACCAGGAGGCUUAUUUUCAAUUUUGGAGGAUUAUUUUGGCAAACGUGGUUAGCAAGGCAGGCUAGAGCACACCUUUGCUCCCAGCACUCAGGAGGCAGAGAGGCAAUCUUUAUGAGUUCAAGGCCAGCCUGGGCUCCAUAGAGAAUUUCAGGUUACACAGGACUACAUAGUGAGACUCCCAUCUUACCCAGAUAGAUAGAUAGAUAGAUAGAUAGAUAGAUAGAUAGAUACAUACAUACAUACAUACAUACAUACAUACAUACAUACAUACAUACAUACAUAGAUGAUAGCUCAAUUGGUAGAUAGAUAAUGGAUAGAUAGAUAAUAGAUGAUAGAUCAAUUGGUAGGUAGGUAGAGAGAUGGAUAGAUAGAUAGAUAGAUAGAUAGAUAGAUAGAUAGAUAGAUAGAUACAUACAUACAUACAUACAUACAUACAUACAUGCAUACAUACAUAGAUAGGUAGAUAGAUAGAUAACAAAAAGUGAUUAGCAAAGCUGGCUAAUACAGUAUGUGAAUCUCUGUUCCUCAGCUUUGGCAUGCUUCAUAUUCAGGACAAAUGGUCUCGGGUCUCAGUGUGCUUCCGACAGCCUACAUUUCCUUCCCAUUUAGGAUGCCUGUUGUGUGAAAGCUCCUCUUCCUAUAUGAUCUUCAUUCUAGUACGUGAAAGGGACAGUACACAUCCUUGAUGAUUAAUCUUGUUUGUCAACCAGAUCCAGUCAGCAAAUGCCUAGAUACAACCAGGGAGGAGCUGCCCGAGAGGUCUGAGUACAGGAGGAGACCGCCCUUGGAUGUGAGUGGCACAGUCCCUUAAGCCCAGACAGAAUAACCAGAGCGGGAGUGGAAUGCUUAGAGAGGCAGCCUUCCCUCUUUCUCUGCUUCUUGACUGCCAGCCUGGGAGCAGCCCUUCCCUACCUGCCCAGGACAGACUGAAACCCCCAAAACUGGGAGCCAAAGCAGGUGCCCCUCCCAGUAAGUUGUUUGGUAUCUGGGUCCCAGCCAUGGCUCUAACUCACAUCCUGUCUUUUCCACCUGGAGCUGCUGUUUGGGAAGAGAACAAGGGUUAGACCACAAAGGUAAAGUUUGGGUUUGAGACAGAGUAUGGAUUUGCUUCUCCAUCUCUCUAUUGACUGAAGCAAAUGGCAUCCGGAGAGGAGGAGUUGGUGGGAAGCAACUUCUGAGAGAAGAGAUAUAGAAUGGCUUGGAGAUGGCAUCUGAGAGUUUCAAGGACAAAGGUUUACUGAAGACAGGCUUCUCAAAGCCAAUCAGGUACCACAUGUACCUACCCUACAGUAGUUUGAAUGUCAAAUGUGCCCCCAUCGGCUCACAAGUCUGAACACUCAAUUCCUCGGUAGUGCUGCCAUUUGAGAAAGUUAUGGUUGGGCUAGAAAAUGAAGCCUCCCUGGAAGAGUCAUUCAUUUGGGCAGGUCUUCAGCUUUUAUAGCCCAACCCAACCUCCUCUUCUCUCUCUGUUUCUGGGAGUAGAUUCCAAGUGGCCAGGUAGCCUCCUGCUCCCGCCACCUUGCCCUCCCUGCACACUGUCAUUUCCUCCCCACCAUGAUGGACUGUGUCCCUCUAGGACUGUGAGCCAACAUAAACCCUUUUUCCUCAAUGUUGCUUUCAUCCGGGUCCCUUAUCACAGCAGCAUGAAAGUGACUUAAGACACAUCUCCUCCUCGUCUCAUCUAGAAGCUGGAGGUGAGGAAGCAUUGGCCUGGCAGGUGGUCCAUGCUCCUAAUCCCCAUACUGGGGAAACAGAGUAAGGAAGAUCAUGAGUUUGAGGCUAGCCUGGGGUAAUACAGCCAGUUCUUGGAAAGUUUGAGCUACCUAUCGAUAUUCUUCUCUCUGAAACAAUAAAUAAGUAGCAGCAGUAAAGGAGAAGGCAGCAUUAGCUCCCUCUUCACAGGGAUAGCAUUGCUUGUAGCAAUGGCGUCUUUGGAAGCACUGUGUCCCGAUACUAGUCCCAGCAAAGAGGAGCAAACAGUUAGGAUUAAAGGGCAAGUGCAAGGGUCCAAGGAUAACAAGAGUGCGAAGGAUAACAAAACUAUCUGGAGUCUGGUUCCAAAGGAGGUAAAAAUUGGAGACUUUGACAGGGUUGGAAGGACUGUCCUCCAAGGGAGAGCCUAGCUCUGUGGUGGGCUACAGCACGGUGGGGGCCUCAGAGUCAGAGUUGAAACUCAGUCUUAACACCUGCUCUUUCAGAACAGCCUGUUACUGUCCUGAGCCAUACAAUCGAGACUCCGAUGUUCACCUCACAGGAUUUGUGGGGAUUAGAAUCACUAUCUCAAAGUAGUCAGCAUGGCUCCUAAGAUAGAAGCUAGUUAUGGGUCAGUGAAAUGACUCAGUAGGUAAAUGCACAUGCCUUCAGGCCCCAUGACCUGAAAUUAGUCCCCAGGACCAACUCUGGCAAAAUUCUGUAGGACCUUCACUUGUGCACCCUCAAAUGGUCGACCUACCCUCUUCCCCACCUCAAAAUCCUGGUGGGAUUUUGCUGGUGCUUUGACCAAUUUCAGCUCUUCAUCACCAGUCAAAGCAACUGAACUCCACAGAAAGUAGAACCCGGUCUUAGUUUGUUCCAGGAUAGUCCUGCAUGUCAGCAAAGCUUAGGCAACCCAGCCAAGCACUGGCAGAGGAACCCUCAAUGGACACACGUUUCAGACACGCAUUCCAGAGUCCCACUUCCAUGUCCCAGCCCCUCUUGGGGCCAGGCAUGUUUACAAUACAGAAAACUUUAAAUUUUAGGACAGCAACAUAAUUCAUAAUCUUGUGUACGACCAGAGUAUGGCUCUUGAGUCAAUUCCGGACCGAAUACUGUCCCUCUAAAUAAAGUUUUAUUAGUAGAUAAUGGUAUAACUGUGUCCCUUUGCUUGCAACUUGCUCAUGGCUGCUGUUGGAUAACCUAGUAGAGUCUAGUGGUCAGGACGGCAACCACUGAGCCAUAAAGCUUUCAUUAUUUCCUAUGUAGCUCUUUGCUGAGCUUGUGUAAUUUCACACCCCUAGAGACAGCAUCUUGUAAAUUAAGUAUUGAAUGUAGAAUAUCUCUGUGUCAAAAUGAAUACCACCCUAGACAGUGUUUGGUACCAAAUGGUUUAUUCAAAGAACUUCCUAUAGAGAAAGUUUCUUGUGGUUCAUAAAGUCCCCUUUGGCUUUGGGAUGGUGGAAAGAUAGAUGCAUAAAGCAGUGGGAAUUGAGAAGAUUGGGUUAUUUCAUUUCUGUUUGGUUGUUUACCUUGUGAGAUACAGAACAAUUGAGGUUUCGCAGGUUCAGUGGAAAGGAAGCUGAGACCAAUUACCCUUAAGAAUGGGUCUCAUUAGAAGAGCAAGUCUCCUAGUCAAACGAAGCCAUGAUGAAUCCUUGGAGCAGAAGUGUUGGAAGGGAUAAUCUGACAUGAAAGAAUAGAAAUUUCAGUCUACACACCAAUAUUAUGGGGUGACCUGAAGGAGCGGGAGAGAGCAAGCCUUUAGAGAAGUCCCCUUUGUAGGGGAGAGUGGUUUAACAUGUCAUAACCCACAUGCAAUAGAAUAUACAUGGAGCCAAGUACUAGGCAGGACCUUAAACUUAGCUUUUAUUGCAAGCGGGACAAGCUAGCCUUGCUUUUCUUUCCAAUGGAGACCAUAGCUGUACACUCUAACCUUCCCAGCAGGGCUCUUAAUUCUUUUCAAGGCAUAGACUGCCGAGGUGGGUGGGCUGAUAUCUCAGACAAAGAGGGACAAGUUGAGGGUCUGUGAUCUAAUCGUCUAAUACGUCAGUGUUAGUAAAACCAGGCUCUUCGCACACCUUUGCUUUGAUCUGCAAUUGUUGUAUUUGGCUCGACUCCCUGAGGCAUCUCCUGUGCUCUGCCUGAAGUAGAGGUGACAGGGUCACCUGGACUACACAGGCUAGCUAAUUAAUAUCAUGUGUCUUACUGAGGUCUUCUCUGUCAUUGCUCAAACUAGCACUGGAGAAUGAGCUCAGUACAUAUUGAUUUCAAUCUCCGAGUUUCAAGGUAGCUUGGUAUGUGUGUGGGGGGUUGGGGGGUGGUGACAAAGGUGCAUGGCAGAGGAAAAUUGCCUAUUUUAGCCCAACUGCAGGGAUCCCAGCCUCCUGGAUACCAAGACCUGUGAGACAGUGGCUGAAAUGCUUCAGCAGUCUCUUCCCUGAAGCACCUCACACAUCUAAGCGGAAGCUUUCCCACCGACUUACGUCUUCAUUCUGACAUAGUUGUCGGUUAGAUUCAUGUUUAGAUUUUUCCUUCCUGUGGCUCCUUGAGAUGCUCAAUUUAAUCAGUCGAGACAUAUUUAAUACUCUCUCCGUCAGGGCUGAGUGUUCCAUAGAUCCCUGCCUCAGUCUCACCCAAGGAAUAUAAGGCUAAUGGCUAGUAAUUCAGAAAGAGAGAGCAUGUUCUCUGUCUGGGGACUCUGGUGUCAAUGUGUUAGAUCAUUUGCAGCAGUUUUAAAUUUUAAAGUGAGACACGCAUAUUCCUACAGUUUCGGAUGAUCACUAGCUAAGCAAUAGCUUUCCUGGAGCACCAUAUGACUCCUCAAUGUUUCACGGAAUAUAGCCACUCAUAAAGGCAUCAAUAGGAACUCCCAGGCUACAUACACUCUAUAUCCCACGUCCCUGUACCUAGUGUACAGUUGGCACAAAAGUAGUCAUUGAACAAAAUGGAGAAAUUGCCAUAUAAGGAAACCAAGAAGAUAAUCUUCAAGAACAUUACCUUAGAGGGCAGCAGACAUGGCUCAGCAGUACUGCUCUUACAAAGGACCUGAGCUACUGAGGAUAUGAAUCCAGUCCCUACCAAUGUCUGGUGGCUCACGACCACAAGAAACCUCCCCUCCUGAGGACCUGAUUCCCCUGGCCUCCAAGGGCACCUGCACUCAUGGGCACGAAGAAACACCCAGACAUGCCAAUAAUGAGAAAUAAGACAAAUUCUUAAAGGAUGAAAAGAACCUUACAUUAGCCUCUUCCCAUCUCUCCCUAGAAUUUUUUUACCUUGUCUCUUGUAUGAGGAAGGCAUUGGUGACAGUCAUCCUGUGCCUUCUCCUGGUAUUUGUGUAUGCAUAUACUCAUGUGUGUGCAUGUGAUGCACAUACACACAUAUAUACACAUGCAUGCAUAUAUAUACAUAUACACAUGUAUGCAUGGACAUAUACACACAUACAUGCAUAUAUACACAUGUAUGCAUGGACAUAUACACAUAUACACACAUGCAUGAUGUGCAUACAUACAUGCAUAUAUGCACAUACACACAUAUGCACAUGCAUAUGUGCACACACAUACAUGCAUAUACACACAUGCAUACACACAUGCAUGCAUAUACAGAUAUCCACACAUGCGUGCAUGGAUACAUACACACAUGUAUAUGUGUAGGCAUGAACAUACACACACAUGAAUGCAUGCACACACACACACAUGUACACACACUUACCAUUUAUUUUGCAAGUAGUGUAACAAUGCCUUUGACCGAUGACUUAAAAUGAACACAAAGCUGUACCUCACAGACCUAGAAGCUGAAAAGUCUAAACCAUCCUUUCAGUCUGCCUGCUUCUGGUCUGUAGAGGCUCAUUCAUGCCAUUUCCUCUCAUAGCAGGGGUUGGGUGGGGAGAAUCCUCUCAGAGUCCUGUGUGAAGGAACCCUUCCCCAUUCACAAAGGCUCCAACCUCAUGAACUAAUCACCUUCCAAAGUCCUUCAUCGUAAUACCGUCAUCUGUGCAGAGUGAAGGUUUUAGUAUAGCACCCAGGGGUGAAGGAGAACCAGACCUCAGUGAGAUUAGUGGAUGCGAUUAAGACGAGCUGGAACUGGAGGGGAUGACAGGACCUUGAUUAACUUUUCUAACGUGUACCCAGCCAGAGGAGUACCACUGUACUGUUCUCCAAGUAGACUGCUCAGUCCCGUUUAAAGUGGGGGUCACAGGGUUGGGAGUAGAACUCAGCAGGUAGAGGAUUAGCCUAGCACCCAACCCUUUGUCCUGUCCUCACCACUAUAGGAAGCCAGAUGGGGUAGCCCAUGCCUUGAGCCUAUAAACACAGCCUUAGAAGGUGGAGGCAGAAGGGUAAUAUAUCUAAGGUCAUCUUCAACUAUAUUGAAUUAUAUUCAGAGUAGAGGUCAACCCAGGAUACAUGAGACCCUGUCUCAAAACAAAAACAACAACAACAACAACAAAACAAACAAAGAAAAAAGGAAAUAAAAGAAAAAGAAAAUGUGGUCAGUUGUGUUGAUUGGUGAUUUUUACACAUUAAGUCCUGGAACUCAUUCACCCUGACCAAGGCAGUGACUCUAGGUGGAGUCCAUGAGCAGCCAGGGGAGACUGGGCCUGUGGCCCUCUCUACUGUCGAGUCUGCCUAUUCUGACAGCGCUGGAGAAAAAUCCCCAUGCCCAAAAUGUGAAUCUUCCUGUCAUUGUUAGUUCUCCGUAGGUCCCAGCUCAUCCUGCCCAGUCCCAGGAUGUGUGUGUGUGUGUGUGUGUGUGUGUGUGUGUGUGUGUGUGUCCCCUUUCCUUUGGACCACUAUGGACUUCUUAUCCACCAGUGCCAACAUGCCAACCUCACAAUGCCUCCUGUAUCCCAGGAUCUCAGUUCAUGACUGUUUGGAUGGUAGAAUGGCGCUGUCUUGUUGUAUUUUGACAUUCCUGUCAAUGAGAACAUCAAUCUCUUUUAGUCUGGCACCUUUUCAUGUGCACAGGACUCAUUUGUACAGCAAGCUGUCAUAAUAAGUAAAGACUAUGACUCUCCGAAUGUUCAGAGUCGGGGGGUUCCGAAUGCCUAAUCUGAGGACAAAGGGCCACACUAGGCUAAAGUCCCCGUGUCUCUUGCCCUAAGGCUCUUGCUCUGGGAGACCAUCCAUCUGCUAUGGAAAGUGACCUGGCUGUUCUCCCUCAGGGUUUGUAUUGGUCCACUCAGGCUCCCGUAACAAGCUACAAAACAGGAAUGUGUAUGUUUUCUUCCAGCGUGGAGAUCAAGGUAUUAUUUUUCCCUGAGACCUCUCCCCAUGGCUUGCUGAUGUCCAUCUUCUGGUAUCUUCACAAAGUGGUCCUUCUGUGUGUGUGUGUGUGUGUGUGUGUGUGUGUGUGUGUGUGUGUGUGUGCGCGCGCGCGCGCGAUGCAAUCUCCCUGUUUUAGAAGGACAGUGGUCAGACGAGAUUUGGGUUCACCCCAGUGACCUCGUUUUAUUUGAACCAUCUCUUUCAAGGCCCUGUGCCCAAAUACAAUAGCAUUAGGUGGCACGGGGACAUUGAGAUGAACAUGAGAUAUCAGAAAAUGUGAUUCAGCUCGUGUGAUCUCAUUUGUGCAAGCUGGUGACAAAUCCAGAGUUGCUGUAGCCCUGUGAUGUUUACAUAGUGAGCAAAUCUACCCCUCCCCACUCUGCCAAAAGUACCGCUCUCACAGAGAAGAGGCUUAGGGUAGCUUCCCUGAGACCUGAUCUAGUCCGUGACUCAACAGUCAGGAGAGAGCCUUUUUCCUGAUACCUCAGCUGUGUCCCGUGUCUCUUCACUCAGUUAAGAAGUCCAAGUUAGGGAAGGAUACAGCCUGAAUGUGGCUCUACGAACCAAGCUCUUAUCUGGGCUGCUGUCACUGGGAAAGCACUGUGUUUCUCAACUCUUUAGCCAAGUGUAACACAAACAGGAAAGGCAGUAAUUGAACAUCCUUUACUUACUGGAGCACUCCGCAUAAUGGAGGACACUCAGUUGGUUUUAGUAGCCUAACAGCCUUUUUUGUGUCCACUUCUAACUGCUUGGCAGUUUCUAGCCUCAGAUUCCUGGUUCUGUCUUCAAUCAUAAAUGUUGAGUAAAGAAGUCGAAACAAAACCCAACACUCCUCUGCCUUAUCUUUAUCUAGACUUCUGUUUCUUUGUUCCUCAAACACCAAUCAUGCCUCAGUCUGGUCUGGAGACCACUGUGUAGCCCAGGCUUCUCAUAAUCUUCCUACCUCAGCCUCCCAAGUACUGGGAUUAUAGACUAGGUGGCCUUCAUGCAGCUCCACACCUGUUCAUCAUGUGACACAGGAAGGACAGAAUCAUAGCUGACAUCGUUGUCUCAUCUUCCUCUUCUGCCCAGUGCAGGAGAGCAUCUAUCACUAGUAAUGCACACAGGACACCCAGGGCAGGGUGAGCUAGCACGGAACGGCUCACUUAGACAAGGAAGAGGAACAUAGAAUGGUGUGGAGUCUUGGGCUUCUAGAAAUGAGGGAGCUGAGAAAUUGCCCUCAUGGGCAAAUUCCUUGGGCUGUGAUCACUAGACCGUCAGAUCAGACAUUUGCCCAGAGGACAGGCCCAGGGCCUCAUGCCCGGCACCUCAGGGUGUGUGGCCCCUACAUGGAGCCUCAGAUGAGACUGAGUGCUUUGGGGUUUUUUGUUUUUUUUUAUGAUUUCCCUUCAGCAGGCCUUGUCUAUAUCAACUUGUAAGAAAUGGGAUUCUUGGACCAAUUGAGGCCCUGACUCUUUGAAUGGAAAGCAGAACAACAACCAUAUUGUUAGGACAGGUGUCCUGUCCUAACCAUAGCGUAGACAUCAGGCAGUAUGAGACAGUUUCCCAUUCUGUCCAUCACCUCACCGAGGACUCUUGUCCCGUAACAAGUUUACAUUUGGCCUCGUGCUUUAAUAUUUAUCAGUGUACUUCCUGCAUCUCUCACACUACGCAGGAGUUGAUUUGCAAGAAAUAUAUUUGGGACUUUUUUUUAUACACUGGUGUCGGAAAAUGCAUAUUUGCAUAGAAAUAAUCUUUAGCCAGCUCCACUUUCCCAGUGUGUCAAAUUUAUAAAUAUCACUACUGCGAAGACAUAUUUUUGGAUCCGGAUUUCCUCCCCAGGUUGUUUCUCCCUCCAUUUAUCAUGUGUGGGUCACCAGGCACCACAUGCACUUGGUUGGGAUUUCGUUCCUGAACAAUUUAUUUACCCAGAUUAUGUUUCUGAAGAACAAAGCAACUUUUGUAUUUUUUGGUAAGUUUUAGAGCGUCAACAUUUCUAAGUACAGCAAUCCUGCUAGUGAAGGGAGAACACAGGGCAGCAUUUUAGACUCUAGCCUGCUUCUUCUUCCACUUUCCCUUCGGUCCGCCAUGUACCUCUGAAGACGUAUGGUUUUAGUGGCCAGGUAAAGGAGUGCCCAGAAACUAGCCAGGUUACACUCACUCCAGGACCUGAGAUGCCAGGACCUGUACAGCAUUAAAGCAAAUGGUCAGAGUGCGGCCACUGGACUCAGCUCAGUGGCACGGGACUUAAAGGCAUUUUAUUAGAGUUAACCAAGCACCGCAUUGUCUGACAGUGAUUGCUGCUUGUGCAUCUCUCCAGCCAUCGACAAUUUCCCCCACACCUCCCUCCAUCCUUUCUCUCUCUUCCCCAUCUCUGUUCUCCAUACUAUCAGCUCUCCCCUCCCAACUUCCUCUCUAUCCCCUUGGCUUCCUUAUUUUUCUAACUUUUAUUCCUUGACCCACUCACAACCCUCUGGUAUAGCUAUCUUUCAAUUUUUGCCUGGUGACUUUGCACGUUUUAUAAUGUUCUAAUGGCUAUUCAUGAAUUGUACUUGGUCCUGGGUUACAUAGGAGAAUUUAUACAUUUUCACAGAUACAGGGAGUAUAUUUUCCCCUUAAACCCCAUUCUGCCCCUUCCUUUGGACCCCUUUGGUCCCCUCAUCAAUUGCACCUUCAUAUCAUACAUUCAUACUCAAUUUCAUGUGUCUGUAUCAAACCUGAGAUCCCCAAAUGAAAGAAAACAUCCAUCCAACAGUUGUGUUUCUGAGACUGGCUUAUUUCAUUACAUGUCAUAAUCUCUACUGGAACCCAUUUCCUUGCAAACAAUAUAACUUGAUUUUUCUAUAUUCUGGGAGAAGUCCCACUGUGCAUAUAAGCCAUAUUUUCUUUGUCCGUUCCCCUAUUGUUGAGCACCUAUUUGGUUCUAAAGUUUAGUUACGGUGACAUGUGCUGUGGUAAAUACAGAUGUGCAAGCACCUCUGGGAUGAGCUGACUAAGGCACAUAUUUUUUGCACCUAUUUUAAUAAGAUUCAACCUCUCCUCUUGCCCAUCACCCAGCAGAGGUAUUGGGCAAGAAAAGUUAUUAGAAUAUGGGGGAAGUGGACUUGUUUAGCAAUAGUUCUUUGGUGGAGAACUCAAUCUUCUUUGUCAGAAGUUCAAUCCAGUAGCAAAUACCAAAUGGGAACCAGCACUUCAGUCCAGUCCUCUCAGCAGACAGACACCACACAUGAACCAGUAGCUGUAGUUCAAUCCUAAAGAAGCCACAAGGCUUACCAACCAACGUGAGGCAAGGCUGUAGAAUUCUCAAUGGCGGUGGUGUUACCAGAAGCACAGCUCAACAAUGCUCUGUAAGGCGAACCCAUACUUGCGUGUCAUUAGCCAAGAAUAGCGAGGCAAACCAAACCCAAGCUCUCUGUCCCACUGUCUGUGGUGUCAUAUUCAUACUCCUUCAUCCAGAGUCCUUUUAUGUGUUUGCUAUAUCAAAACAUCCUUUCACCUGUGCGCCCCAGCAAACCAUCAUUUGACCUAAUUGACUUUCCAAACAAACCAGAAGUUUCCCCUUCAGUUGACUUUGAGUCUUUGUGGUGCCACCGAGUCACAUGGUAGAAGGAUUAUUAGACUUAAAGGUUCUGUUUUUCACACAUUCCCACCAGCAUGAGCCCCUUUUGUCCAUAUCCUGGCCAGCACUUGUUUGUGUUUACUUCACGACUGCUCCUCUGCCUGGGGUGUCAGUGCAGUUUCAAUCCUGUCCCAUGUGGCCUGACUGCCUCUGUUGUUGUCUUUGUCCUUCCACUAGUUGUCUUGGUGAUUUCCAUGUUCAUAACUGACUGACUGAACAAAGGUUUCAAUUGCUUAGACAUCAAGUGCUACAUACCUUUUUUUAAGCACACGUAUGGUUAAACAUUGUAUAUAGUUAACACGAAAUAGCUGCACAGCUGAUAAUUCAAGGAGAAUCUUGAAAUGACAGGACUAUUUGGAAUAAAUAUAGGACUUGGCAUUUUGUUUUGUUUUGCUUGAGACAGGUCUCUCUGUUGUGUAGUUCUAACUGUGAACUUGAUAUGCAGACCAGGCUAGCUUUAAACUCACAAAGAUCUACCUGUCUCUAACUUCCAAGCUCUGUGAUUAAACAUGUGCACUCCCACGCCUAUCAGGACUCUUCGUUUUCUUUUUUUUUCUUUACACACACACACACACACACACACACACACACACACACACACACACACACAGGUUAUUGUGUCAAGCCAGAAGAGGAAGAGAGGAAGAGAGAGAGAGAGAGAGAGAGAGAGAGGGAGGGAGGGAGGGGGAGGAAGAGUGGAAGAGUGGAAGAGAGUCAGAGAGAGAGAGGAAGGAGGAAGACUCUUUUUCUUACCUCUUCCUCAUUGCAGUGUAUUUAUAAGCUAUUGCUCACAAAUGAAGUAAUUCUGCCCAGACCCCAUGACAGUGCCCCUUAGUUUCCCACCUUCUGGUCUAAAGCAUGUAUGGUCCGGUCCCCUAGAGACUUAUCCCAACCUGCAAAGUAUAAAAUAGAUGAAACAUCACUUCCUGACUUAUGGAAGACUAGGGAUCUUUCAGAUGUAAGGAAGGCCCCCAAGUCAGACAGAUGUUGAAAAUGGUGACGAGCCUUGAAAGAACACCUGAGAUCAGAGCCACUCUGCCUCUGGCUGGGAAGAAGCAGGCAGCCCUGUUGUGAGAGCCUACCUAUGCUAUGGCUUCUGGGGAGCGAGAGUGACUACAGGAAGACAGGAGACAUCAGUCCUAUAACCACAGUGAAAUGAGUACUGUGGGAACCGGGCUACAAUGGUGCUUACUGCCUUGUGUUAAGUAUCGUUUCAUUUUUGUGUUUGAGAACUGGCCUUAAACCACAUGAUGGAGGGAGGGUUUAUGUUGGCUUAGGGUUUCAGACAGUCCUAUUCAUGAGGUUGGCCCUAUGGACUCCAGCAGAACAUCAGGGCAGCAGGAAUCUGUGACAGAGGAAGUUCUUGCCAGACCUGGCCCUCAAGGAACCCUCACCAGUGACCUCCUUCUAGCCCCAUCUGCCUUUUUUUUAAAAAUCAAGACAGGGUUUCUCUGUGCAGUCCUGUCUGUCCUGGAACUCGAUCCAUAGACCAGGCUGGCCUCAGACUUAAAGAGAUUCACCUGCCUCUGCCUCCCAAGUGCUGGGAUUAAUAGCAUCUGCCCAACUACCCAGGUACCAUAUGGUUUUUUUUUUAUCCACCUCCCAAUAAUGAUAAAAUAUUAGAAUCCAUCAACGGAUUGAUCUAUUGAUCAAUCCAAGACCAUGGUAUAGGAGAACAUGGCGGACACUGUGUGGGCCAACCAUAAGGCCUCUGAUGAGGUCAUAGCCCCAUCAGACAGUGAUCUCUCUGCCCAGGAGAGAAUCCAGCUCAGCCAGGCAGUCUUGUCUUAUGUUAAACAGCAUUGAGAGAAGUACAUUCUAUAUCACAGACAGACACUACCUUCUAUGACAUUUGACUACUGAGUAAGCUUUAAUUUACUCAGGUAUCAGUGAACUCAAAAAACCAAAGAACAAAGCAACAACAACAAAAAUAUCAAAAGAAACCCAAAAAACCUUCAGUGUUCCCUCUCCUUCUCUGUGAGGAAAACAUUCCAAGAGGCCCAAUAGAUGCCUGAAAUUGCAGAUGCUACAACACUGUAUGUCCUAUUUCUGCCUGUACAUCAUCACACAUGGUAAAGUAUAGUCAGUGACUUAGGCACCAUAAGAGAUUAAAAGCAAAAAUGAAUGAUAAAAUAGAGUAACUGUAAUAAUACACCGUAGCAAAAUUACCAGUAUCAUUUACUCAUUUGCUUGGGGCCUUUAUUACACAGGACGAAGGUCACGGGAACAUCUGCACAGUGGCACUCAUGGUAACAUACCUAAUAACUGGAAUUGCCAGUGUGAGUAACUAGCAUGCAUACACAACGUGGAUCCUGUGGUGUUCGGAAUGAGAAUAACCCCCAGAGCCACACAUAUUUAAAUACUUGGCCCUCAACUGGUGGAACUGUUUUGGAAGGAUUGGGAGGUGUGGCCUUGAUGGAGGUAGAGGUAUGUCACUGGGGUGGAUGUUGAGGUUUCAAAAGCCCACGUGACAUGGCUGAUGGUCACCUUGAGACCUGCUGAUGAGUAAUGAGGUAGCUUCAUGGUAUCUGCCACACUGCCCACUUUAAGAAAGGGAAGUAAGACUCAGCCCAACUCAACUCCAUCCAAGCUCUCCCCUGGAAUCUCACUGACUCAAGAGGUCAUGUGAUUUCAACUAGCUCAAGGAGCAAUGCAAGGACAAGCGAGAACUUGGAAUUACACAUGGGAGCUUCUGACAGCUUGUCUCAUUUGUUUAUUUUAUUUUUACCCACUUUUAUUUUUCCCUGCCUGGAACCAGCACCCUGUUGAAAGGCCCCUGGGCUUCACAUAAUAAAAUAAUGUGCAUUUGCAGCAGGGAAGGCCUGAUGGAACUGUGUGGUACUCUCAGGCUUCUCAGCUCACCCCGUCCUGAUGCUUCUUUCAUUGUCGCCGCUGAAACAAGACAGGAGCUCCAAGCAUUUGCUUUAGAGCACAGUAACUUCUUCAUCACGUUAAUACAAAGCCAGACCUUGUUCCCCUCUUGCAGUGAGAGAACCGUCUAGAGCUUUCCCCCAUAGGACAAUAGCUUUAAUAGCUUCUCUGCGGUUCCUAUUUUUGGCUGUUUCUGUAUAAACAGACUAAUCUAAUAGCACGCUGAACCCAUCUAACUUGGCAGAAUUUCAGAAAAUCACUCAUUUCUAUGGCAAGUUGGGAUGCCAAAAGAGGUGGGGGGAACCCCUCACUUUCAUCACAGAAAGAUCCUCUUAAGGUCGCCUUUCGUGAACAUAAUGCGUCUCUCAUCUGUAGCUCUCUGACACCGCAACUGAAAAUUAUUUAGUGCAGAAAAGUGCAGGGGAGACUUAGGUACAGUGCUGUCCCUGAGUGAUUUCUGACUUCAGUCUUUUGCCUGAUUGGAAUGAGCAUCACGUGAGCGCAACCUUGAGGGAAGGCAUGGUUAUAAAAGGGCGUGGUCACCUGGCAGACAUGACUCACAAGGCCCUAUCAUGUCCCCUAUAAGCUGCAUCAUAGACUCCCCGACCUAGACUCUCAGAUGGCCUGUUGGCUCGGAGCUUGGCCUCAGACUCUGGAACAAGAGCUUAUUUGGGGGACAAGGCAUGUCCUCACCUGCAGCUGCUUCCCUGUACACAGCCUGGGAGGGUCAGGUCUGCAGAUGGCUCCAGGUCGUCCCUGGCUACUAACUCUUAGGAAGAGACUAGAAGCUACUGGGCCGCAAUCACCUAGAGCAGCUUCUAGCCCGAUAGAGGACUCUGUGAUUCCCACUGCUGCCAGGAAAAUGGCAGGUGCCCCACUACGAUUCUGUCUGUGAACUUUGAUUUCCUUGCCAUAGAAAGUUCAAUAAAGCUCAGGUUACUCUAGAGCCUAAGCAAUUAAGCGUCACAGAUGACACAGAUGCUAAGUAAAAGGCCUAAACUUUGUCCCUUCCCCUGACUGCCUGGGGACCAGAGACAACCCAACUGUAAGUUUGUGCAGUGUACUUCUCUUCACCUGCAAGGCCUAGGAUUUCCCCUUCUCUGAAAUCUAUAAGAGGGACCCUGAUCUCUCCUAAGAGUCCCCAACGUGCUACUAUUUAUGGCAUCACUGAUUCUCCUAGUUAUCUCUCUGCUGAAGGACAGCCCCUCCCCAGCGAUCCCCCUGAGUCCCUAGUCUCAGACCUUAUACUAACUUGUUACUGAGAGUAUCAACCAUCAUGCCACUGGAAGGAACCCUUAGCAGCCAUCAUGCCACUGGAAGGAACCCUUAGCAGCUCAGAUGCCAGAGGACAGAGCACCAGGGUUAUAACUGCUGCAGGCAACAGGGUCCCUUUCUGUUCCUGUUCUGGCCUCUUUUCCUCCAUAGGAUUUAGCCACAUCCCUUUACAGUGGGAUGUGAUUUUAGUCGUUGUUUCUGUUUUUGUUUGGUAUACCUACCCUUACUCCGCCAUCCUGACUGCCCCCACCCCAAGUCACCAUUGUUAUCUCAGCUUAUCCAGGCCGUCAAGAUCAGUGGAGAAAGGUGCUUGCCACUAAGCCUGAGGAUCCAAGUUUGAGUCCUGGGGCGCACUUGGUGGGAGGAGGGGACAGACUCCUGUGAACCUUCGUGUACAUCCCACAGCAUGCAAACAUACAAAUAAAUAAAUAAGGUAACCACCAAAUCUUUCCUUCUAGAAGCGAGAUACGAUGGGGCACACCUGUAAUCCAAACACUUGGAAACUGAGACAGAAGGAUUCUGAGUUGAGCAGCCUGGUCUACACAGGAACACCCUGUCAAAAAUGAACUAAAAUAAAACAACCCCACCAGGAUAGUAAAUAGCGUAGGCGAAUUCUCCCAUUGAAUAUUUCACUUUCUGGGUCAGUUUUCUUCUCUGUGUAUUUGCAAGAUUUGCACCCUAGUACUGGCCAGGCCUCACAGCCUGAUCUCUAAGUACCAGAUGAGGGAAAGACAUCUUAGUCUCUGAGCUGGUUGCUUGGUGUGACCAAGCCCCUCCCUUCCUCACACCCUGGCGGUCUUCUUCAUAAUGGGGGUUUUGUCUCCUUGGCGGUUUUCUGAACAGUAGCCCCAGAUGCAAGCCAAGGGCCUACAGUGACCCCGUGCUAAUCUUGGAACCAUCGAAGAGGAACAAGAAGAAAAGAUGAGAGCCAGACUCAGAGAAAAAGAAAGAUAAUGACCCCGUGGCCACUGGGGCCUGGAGAAAGACAGGAAUUGGGAGGAGAAAAGAAAUAAGCAACUUCAAUGGGAAAUCCUGGGGAGAUUCUGUGCCACAUAAUUAAAUGCAUGAUUAAAAGAGAUACAUAGAGUUAGGAAAGUGGGUAACAGUUAAGCGAACCUCCUCUUCCUCCUCUGCUGUCCCUUUUGAACCAACCCAAUAUCUCAUAGAUGUCAGGCAAGCACUCAACACUGAGCCACAGCUCAGCACCUAUUUUAUUUUGAUGUGGGUUUCUGGAGAAAUCUAAAGUACGUAGAAAGUGGCUUCUAGUGCGCUGAACUCUGACAGCCUUAGUCAAUAUGGUUGUUCUGACCAAGGGACGCAAGCAUCCUAUAGACUGGACCAUAGCCACUCCUCAUCUCCAGCUUCAUUUUCUGGCUUAGCCCUUGCCUGUUCAGUGCACUCCUGACAAGCCGUCGUGUAUCCUUGGAGACAGGCAUAACUGAUACUUGGGACCAGGACCCGAGAAGAGGGACUUAAUGACAGCCACGGCUUUAGGCUUAUGAAUUUUCCCAGGACAGCUAUGAGCAGAGUGGGAUCCAUUCCCUUCAUGAAAGGAAGGAGAGAAAGGACUGAAAAUCUUUCUUCUUGUUCAGACUCCAGAAAGCCAGUGUUUCAGGAGGUUCUCCUUUUCCUGUUAAGUAGCAGUAUAUCCCUGUCUCCACCAGACCACUCUGUGUUUGAUAGGAAUGCAGAAUCCAAACUUUCCCAGUUAGCUUUUCUGCUCCGGGGAGAGAAUGUUUUGACCAAAAGCAACGUGGGGGAGGGAAGGGUUUCUUUCAUUCUAUAACUCCCAGUUCACAAUCUCCAAGAGAAGUCAGGGUAGGAACCUAAGAACUUGGAGGCAGGAUUGAAGGACGCCCACUUACUGGCUCUGUCUCAGGCUCAUGCCUGUGGCUCAAGCUCACCCUCCUACCCAUAGUGCCAGCUUCUGAAGGGUGAGAGCCAUGUUUUCCUCCUCCUUUGUAUGCCUCUCCAUGCAAGGAUAAUUACAUAGAAAAAAGCCCAGAAAACGGUUGUUGUUGGAGUCAUUCCAGCUUCUUCUCUCUCUCUCUUUUUAAAGCUCUCUUUGUCUAGAACUUCACAGAAUAAACAUCAGGGCUGCCCCAUGCAUUGUGAGCAUCCCUGCUGGAAUGGAAUUCCUCAGUUUCUAAUUGGAGGUGGGGGUGGGGGGUGGUCUAUUGGUUCCCAGUAAAUCAAGAAAAGAAGAAGCGAGACCCUUGGAGAAGUGUGACUGCUGAAGGGAGGACUAGCCAGCCGCUUCCCUUUCCAGCUGGUUCCCUGAGAGCUUAAGGGGCUGGCUGUCACGAAUGAAUCUCCCAUUAGUGAAGCCUCCGGACCCCUCCUCACUGUGCAUUUAUCUUGCAAGGGGCAUAUUUGGGGGAUGUUGCUGUUCUGUUUUAUCUGCGGAAUGGCUUUCCGUUCCAAGGACUUUUAUAUAAGUAUUCCCUUGAACCCAUUCCAAAAAGUGGGUUUUUAACCCAAUAGACCAUAACUGCAGUGUUUUAUCGUGCAUACAUAUUUCCAAAUGUGAAUGUAAGUAGAUUUAGCAAAGUUAAAAUAAAAUUAAAACUUUUCAAAGGGCACCUCGGUUGCUUUUCCCAUGUUGGACUUCUCCCCCUUGGACUUCUAGUACCAUUUUAAAGACAAAAAAAAAAAAAAGAAAAAAAAACCAGGAAGUUUUUCUUUCUCUUGAGUACUUCUUUUUCUUCUAAGAGGGGGUGGGCUCAGGAAAUGCCUGAGAGGCUUCCUUCUCCCUGAAGCAUCUCCUCUCCAAAGCGAGGGGUGAACUGUCUCUCUGGAGAGUUUGUGUCACAUCUUCUUCUAUUCCCUCUGCUUCCAGAGUCUUCUCUCUCUGUCCUGUGGGCUGCUCCAGUGCUGCCUUUUCUUAUCCCUUGAGCUAAGGAAAAGAAAAGUCGAAACCUUUUCCAGGCCCAGUUCUGGGGUUACCUCCUGCUCUUUUGCUGCUGGGCCUGUGCAGACUCUGUUGUCUCUUCCUAGGUUAAUUGUCCUCUCUUGCCUUUUCUCAUAUCUUAGGGUUCCGUCAUUUUUAAUUUCCCCUUUCACAGCACCCCUCCCUUACCUCUUGUCUUAACCCCCAACUUUAGUCCCCCCACCCUGCCUCAUUGUCUUCUCUCUCACACUAGACUCGGAUCCACGUGGGCAGAGGAAGGGUUUUAGUGUGCUUUGUAGAUCGUCUACCUCUGGUGAUAAGCCCGUAGACUAUGAGAAGAGUUAUUGAUUGACUAAAAGAUGCAGGUGUGCUCCCUCUCGCUACCCCAGUUGGAAGCAUCACCUCCCAGGCACCAGCAUCCCAUCUGCUCAGAUAGAGUUCUUGGUAGACAUUGGGAAACUUGGAUUCUGGGGGAGGUGGGGUGUCGCGCCCACCUCGACCGGCAAGGAAGACGCAACACCAUUGGAUCCUUCUCAAUCAGCCUUUAUUGCAGGAACACCUUAUUGAUGAUACGGGGACCCAAGGAACAAAGGCACUUGCCUUAUAUACAAGACAGGCUGUGGCUGUAAAUUUGUCCACUGGGGAUUGGUGGAGCAUGAAAUACCUAUUUAGCAUGAAUAUCACCCUGGCCUUGUAGGUGCUGGGGGUCUGCCAACACAUGCGCUGUAGGUGUUUACCACAAACGACCACUGGAUGUCGGCGCCAUCUUUAGCCGCUCCCUACAGUGGGGGUUGGUCUCACCAUUUCCGGUAGCUUGCUGGACCUUGCUUAUUUAUCCCAAAAAUAUGGUUUGUACUGGAACCUGUCCUUCCUGGAAGCUGGGAUUCGGCCCCACAUCCAAAAGCGUUUCCUAUAUGAACAGCCUCCAGGAGAAGAACCUUGACUACUGCAUGAUGAAGCUUCACUGGCUAUCAGUACUCGAUGGGUCCUUACAUAUCCUCGUUGGAGCAGUAAAGUCAUUCUGGGAGAGGCACUGUUGGGAUUCUGCACCCAGCUUUCUUAAUCUUUCCACCCUGCACGCAGUCUGCUUUUAAUCUGUCUGCCAUGACGUUGCCUGGGAUCUCCAUGAUAAGCCCGAGUCGUGCUGUUCUACAUGCUGGACACACACUGGGCUUCCCGGGUCCUGACUGAGAUCUGUAGCAUUUGCUUUUCUGGUCAAUGUGAUCUGACAAGAUACACCCAACUUAUUGGGGAAAGCUUCUCUUUGGGUUCCCAGUUCAAAGAGAUGCAUGCUGGGAAAGCAGAGGUGAUAGGAGCAAGAAGCAGUCGGCCCCACUCUUUCUACCACAGUGUGAGUAUGUGUGUGUACUGCAUGCAUUUGAGUGUGCAAGUUGGCCUACCCAUACAUAUGCAUGCAGAGGCUGUAGCAGAAAGUCUGGCAUGUUGAGAGGCUCUCUCUCCCUGAGGCAGAAGCUGACCAUUUCAGGUGGGAUGCACGUCUAGUGUACACUCUCAGGGUCAGCCUUCCUUCACCUCCCAGUGCUAGGUUACAGGAACAUACACAGCAAUGCCUAGCUCUUUUUAGAUGGGUGCUGGAGAUUUGAACUCAGGCCCUCAUGCUUGCACAACAGGUUACUCACUGAACCAUCUCUCUAGUCCUCUUUUGCCUUUUCUUUAAAUCCCGCCCAGACUCCCAGCUCCUGGAUGUAUGUGUCUGUGUCUCUCCUGGGGGACUCACCCCUGUGAUGCCCCUGCUAUCGCAUUGCCAAACCACUUCUCCCCUGCCUUCCCCCUCGGCCUUAUUAUAACCUGAUCGGUUACCAUGAGUGCAAAGGAAAAAGAAUCUUGUCAGGGAGGAAGCCAGUUUCGGGCACCCCCAUUUCAUGGAUAAAACAAUGAAGACUAGGAGAGUUUACAGGGAGAUUCUUGUGUUAGAUUUUGAAGGCUUCUUCCCCACUUCUCCCAGUCCCUAGCUUUAAGCCAGAGGUAAUUGUUACUUUCUUACAGUUUUACAACAGAGUUCCAUCUGGCCUUUCCCCAGCUCCCUAGAACACACACAGGCUGACAAGGGCGGCUCCUGCCCUUCCACAGGCAGGAGUGGAGCCAACAAGCCAGUGGCCCCAGCAAAGCCACUACAAAGUCCCCUGCUGCAAGGCCCACAGUGCUAGAAAGCAACCUGCAGCCUCCUUCGUGUUGUGAAGUGAGGGGAUGAGUUAGUUGCUGACGUUCUUCUCUCCUUCAUGUAUGAUUCAUAAAGAGGGGGCCGGUAGCUGCCCUGAGCUCCCAAGGGCACCAGACAAGGGAGUGGGGUUAGGAGUGGAGCUUGUUUCCUUCAAUCAGGUGCAGGCCUCCUCAGGAGAGCAGCAGAGGGACCCCUUGUGGCCCUCUUCUCAGGCUUCUUGAGACUGAGAACAGUUUUAGCUGCUUCAGCCAAAGGGCCACCUGCCCCUUGGUUGUUUAACACCAUACAAGACAGAAGGUGGCUAGUAGCCAAGGUAGUUUAAGGCUGGGUUUCGCCAGCUAUGGUUCCCAUGGAUGGCACAGUGGGUGUGACUGCAUGUGAAGCCUCAUCCUUCUGCACCAGUGACCUCUUUACAUCUGGAGGAGAAUUUCUUCCAUUACCAGAGAGUCACUUGAGUCUCUGAGGCCCUUCCUCCCAAAUGCAAGUGUCCAGGAGAUUAGGGGGAGAUAAAUAGCUGUCAACUGAGUGCAGAUAGUUUGUUCAGCCUGUGACGGGUACCUUGUCACAACCCAAAAGUCCAAGGCUAUCCUGGGCUAAAUAAAGAGACUUUCACACACACACACACACACACACACACACACACACACACACACACACAAGUGGACGUUGAAAUCCCUGAGCUUGGAAAGGGCUUUGUACUGAAGGUGUUCUAAUGGCAUCUCUCACUGGCUCACUCACUCAGUCAGCAGAAAUUACUUCUCUUUGAGUGGGACAACAGGUGUGUGUGUGUGUGUGUGUGUGUGUGUGUGUGUGUGUGUGUGUGUGUGUGUGUGUCUGAGUUGGGGUUAGGGUUAUGUGGCUGCAAAUUAGCUAGCAACCUGAAACCCUUGUGGGGUAUGUGAAUCCCACACAUGAACAAGCCCAGCCGUUCAGAAGCCCAGUAUUACCCUGAAACAGGAGUGUAGGUAUGUGUGGCAGCGAGCGAUAAGGGCUCAAUGUACACACAGAAAUGAGGCAAUGGUAUCCAGAGCAGAAGGGAGCAAGGAAACUAACUCAGAACUAGGCAGCAUGCUCUCCUAGGUUUGUAAGACUCGAAGUGAGUCUUAACUACCGAGAGACCCUCCAAGUGAGACACGAGAACGGAGUUCGAUGCAAAGGAAAGAUGUUUAUUUUUCCAGCGCAUCAGGGGUUGACCCUCAAUCAGCCCCUCGUGGCGAGUGACUAGAAGGCUACCCCAAAUGGCUUUAACAAGCAGUUCUUAUACUUUGUAGGGGUACAGGUUAUAUCAGCAAGGUUACAGUUUAAACCUAUUGGUUAAGCAUAUUGGCCUUUGAAUCUAUUGGCCAGCAAGCAUAUGACAUGCAUUCGAACUCUCAUCUGGGACCAGAGGGUCAGGUGACUCUCAGUCAGUACAUUCUGCAGUAUUUCAAGAAUGUCCCUGCUCCUCCCGAGAACUGUGGGUGGAGAAUGGAACUUGGCCUAGCCUUGACCCGAGGUGGGAAGCUGGUACUUGGCUUAAAUCUUGACCUGAGGCAGUGGGUGUAAGGCUGACAAAAGUCCUAGGGUCCUUCAGGGUCUGUAGUUUCCUUCACUGUAAGGAGUACCCCACCUUACAGACAGAAAGCCUCAUCUAGUGUUACACGAGGCACUAGAAAGUCAGAUUUGACACCUAAGUAUGUCUGCUGCCAAAACUGUAGCUCUCUCAUGGAACCCCUGGUCUGGAUACUAUCAGACCCCGGACUUGCUGGAAUCUGGCUCGGGAGCCCCCAGAAUUAAAUGUGUACAACCUUUUCAGUGUAGACCCUAAGUUCCAUGCCUGCUGGACUGAAGCCUGCCUGUUCCUGUAGCCUAUCACUCAGGAAGCCCAAGGAGGAAUGACACUGAACUUGAAAGCUAGCUACCAACUUAUGUCCUGUCCCAGGGACCACCUCCUUCUAUGCCCACUAGGAAGAACCUAUGGCCUCAGUGAAGGCCAUUUCAGGGAAGAAAGAUGCCUUGGAAGCCAGGUCACAGAGGAAAACGCCUUGUAUUGCACAGGGCUGAAGGGUAGCUUUGGAAGUGCAGGAGAAACCCUGGCUUAAUGGCACUGGAAAUAUAAUUCUGUAACUCACCCUGCCGAUGCAAAGGUGGGUGGUUGUUUCCCGUCCCUGCUUCCCCCUGCACACCUCCCUGCGGUCCAAGGAGAGACAUCUGCACUCCAGCCGCUGUUUUAAAGUGCCUUAGACGGGUCCUUGCUAUUAAGAGCAGGUGACUCUGUGCCAAUAAAAAAUAGAUAUUAAAAAGAAAUCCAUGGAGCUAUUGAUAAACUCAGUUGCUCUCCAGCUGAGGUUAAGGCUUCAAUAAUACAAAAUGCAAGCGGAGGGCGCUAACGGUUGCUGAAUACCUACUACGCGUCACUGGCUCCACUAGGCACCUUAGAAACCUCAGCACAAAAUACCUUGUCACCGAACCAGAUAUAUCAAUAUACUUAAUCACCAGACACUGGGAGGUGAGACGCCAAUGAAGGCAUCAGUCGUUUGGGGCGUGGUCUUUGCUCAUGAUAAGCUCUUUGGAAAAAACAGGCUCCUGACUUCAUGAAGUUUUGCUUCCAACUGUGUUUUUUCUCUUCCUCUUAGAAAAUGUAGUGGCUGCCUUCUCCUCCUUGUCCCUACCGCCCCCAACACACCAGCUUCUUUUGCUUACUGGGAGGGAACCUCUUUACUCCUGCUUAGAGACAACUUUUAACCUUUCUAAUUAUCACGAGCAGGGGAAAUGGUUCACUUGUCCAAGUAGUUGAUCUCGAGAACCCAAGUGUGGUGUGGGUGUCCCAGCAUCAUGAGAGGUGGACAAAAGGCCCAGUGGAAUUACUAGGCAGCCAGCCUAGCCUACUAGGCAAGUUCAAAGCCAGCAAGAAACCCCGUUUCAGGGGGGGAAAAAAAAAAGAGUCUCAUCCCUGAGAAUGAGCACCAAAGAUUGACCUCUGACCUCCACAUGCAUGUGCAUACACAUUCACAUGCACUAGCACACACACACACACACACACACACACACACACACACAUACUUGCACAAAAAGACACACCUAAAAAUUAUGAUUAGUGUUUUUUUUUUAAGCUCCAUGUUCUGAAAUUCAAAGUGACCCUGCAAAGUAAAUGCCUUGUGAUAGUGACAAGAACAGACCACUUAGCCCGGAGAAUAAAACAGGGAAGACAUGCCCCACCCUCUCCACAGAGAAGGUUCGUUUGUGUUUUUGGAAGAGUGUACAGAAGGCUUUCAACCUCCAGGCCAUGGCAUGGUAACUGCUCCAAGCCAUCAGAGCCAAGGCCUGGUCCCGGACUCAUUCCUCAUGUGGCCCUGGUGAGGUAGCUGGUGGUUUUGAGCUUACUCCCCUGGCCCAGAAGUGUACCAAGGAAUCUGGGCCGACAGAAAAUAAAUCACAUGCCUUGAAUGCCUACCACUGCCACUAAAGUCUACCUGAUCCUCAUUGUCUCCCUGUGGCAACCAGCCACUUUGCCCUGAUGGUAUAGGCGAGGCUCUUAAAUGUAUUUGUCACCUGGUCCUCCUCCUGAGCAAUGCACUGCUUGGAACCCGGUCUUUUCAGAACUCUCUCAGUACACAUGCUUAGUCCCAGACACCAUCUUCAGAACAACACAGGGCUGGAAAGUGUCUCCUUGCCCUCCACACACCACCUCCUGCCCCAAGAAACUCCUGUCAGAAACACUGAGUCUGGUGUCUCUGGAUGUUCAGGUCCUUAAGAUUGAAACCAAAUUUAACUCCGUUUGGGCGAGUGCCAAAAUGGAGUGAUAUGGGCCACUUGUUUCCCUGGCCCUGCCCUAUUGUACUGUGUGUGUGUGUGUGUGUGUGUGUGUGUGUGUGUGUGUGUGUGUGUGUGUCUUUCACCACAUUUGCAGGCUUAGAGAGGACCCUUAGAGAGUUGUUAUGAGAAGUCACUGGACUCCCUAAAUGGAAGGCCAGCUGCCUUCCAGAGCUUUUCUUCUUCUGCAUGGGCAGAGGAUUCCCUUUGGCCUAAGUGGACAAGGGUGUGCAGGGUGGCAUUGAGCAGGCUCACCUGUGCCUGUGUGCUGUGCACCUUGUCUCCCAGACCCUUGCUCUGCCAACAUACCUCUCCGAUGCUGCUCUUCAGAGCUCUCCCACCACACUCAAGAUCUCCCGUUAUUCUACAGUAGACACCACCCUCAGCAUGACAGUUUCAAGAUGGCGGAGGUGCUGUCCAUAGUCUCUGUGUAUGAAUGGGUUACCUGAAGCUCUGAAGCUGGCUGGCAAGGGUGGAGUGACUUGAUGAAGUUCCCUGGGUGGCUGGGGUCGGUCAGUGUCUGAACCCAAGAGGCUUGCUGAAGUCUGGCUUGCUCACCUUGAACCCCGACUGUCUCAUUCUAUGACUCCCUGUCCUUUCCCGUCGACACCUCCAAGCCAUUCUUCCUCCUUCUUCCUUCCUUACAGGGUUUUCUCCCAGGCAGGCAGCAUCUGAAAGGGACAGCCUUGCCGGCCUUGGGUUCCGAUAAGAUCUGUCUGGGCUGCCUUUGUCUGGGCUGUACCUGCCGUUUCCUGAAUGGCCCCGUUAAUUGCAAUUGACUCUCAUAGAAUGCGGAGAUCAGUGCCACUUGACACCAGAUGGAUGGUGAUGACUUUUCCAGGUGCCCCAGCAGCAGGCUGGAGGGGGGCAGGGUGCUGGAGGGAAUCUAGUUACAAUAAAGUGCAGCUUUCCUGUUUCUCUCUCCUCCCUCUCACCCCCAAAGCCCCUCCACCACUGCAGGUUUUCAUAGUAAAAGCAUUAGGGGCUUUAUCCAUAGUGAUGUGACUCUAAGAGAACAGCUUCCUCUGGAAAGGUGGUGGGGAGGUAAUUUCCUGCUGGAUCAGGCUUCUUGUCCUUUAUGAACCCCUAGCAAUCCUGGGCUGAAUAGAAAACCCAUUUUAGUGGUAGACCAAUCAAGGCUGAAGAACCAGCCUGCUGUCCACUGUGGGCAUUUAUUUGUUUGUUUAUUGGGCAGUACGGCAGGAGUGGAAUAAGGAUUGGGAACCAAGAGCCCGGUCAGCUGAAAGCCUCAAGUCCCCAGGACGGUGCCUUCUGUCUUCACCUGCUUCAUCCCAGGGAGCUUCAGGCAGGGCAUCAACAUGGUCGAACAUGGUCCAUAGAUCAUCUUGUAGGACCCUCCCGGCACAAUCGUGGGCUCAGAAUUAUCCUGUCUUUCUGCACAUGAGAAAACCAAAGAUUGUGUGUGUGUGUGUGUGUGUGUGUGUGUGUGUGUGUGUGUGUGAGAGAGAGAGAGAGAGAGAGAGAGACAGAGACAGAGACAGAGACAGAGAGAGAGAGAGACAGAGAGAGACAGAGAGAGAGA
Rattus norvegicus (Norway rat) is the source of this 83065-nucleotide messenger RNA. It is a transcript of the gene Wwox, whose product is annotated as WW domain-containing oxidoreductase. Gene Ontology annotation, molecular function: enzyme binding. Gene Ontology annotation, cellular component: cytoplasm; mitochondrion; nucleus. The record is from RefSeq and is a predicted model, not a curated record. Gene Ontology annotation, biological process: regulation of signal transduction; cellular response to transforming growth factor beta stimulus. NCBI's taxonomy places the organism in Eukaryota, Metazoa, Chordata, Mammalia, Rodentia, Muridae.